This is a messenger RNA of Pocillopora meandrina, 65618 nucleotides long. The record is from the annotation of a GenBank genome assembly. Lineage: Eukaryota; Metazoa; Cnidaria; Anthozoa; Scleractinia; Pocilloporidae.
AUGUUCUUCGGACAACAAUCAGGCCAGACCGAUGUCAUAUUUCCUCCCAGGGUUAAAGUUAAAAUGAAUGUUUUCACGCUCUUGUGUUGUUCCUCUAUUAAGCUACCUUUUCCUACAUUACUUGUGUCCCCAGGCAUCGACGAGUGCAGCACUGGAAGCUAUGUAUGUGACAUGAAUGCGAACUGUACUAACACUGACGACUCUUAUAUCUGCGCCUGUAAGGAAGGAUACACCGGAGACGGGCAUUCAUGCCAAGGUAUAAUCACUGCAUUCGACCUAGCAAAUAGCAGAAUAAAGUUUCUCAAAAAUAAAAAAAAAACUCUCUCCAUUAAACUUAAAAAUUUAAUGUUUGUCUCCGUGUCAAGUAACGUUUGGCAAUUGAUUUUUGUUCACAGAUGUCAAUGAGUGUAGCAAUGGCAACCAUGUUUGCCAUGUUAAUUCAAACUGUAACAAUACAAAUGGUUCUCAUAUUUGUACUUGCAAAGAAGGAUACACUGGAGAUGGGCAGUCAUGUCAAGGUAAAUAAGAGUAGCCCACACUAUUUAAAAUAAGCAGCUUUGCUCAUAAGCUAUCGCCCAUGAAAAUUAGCCCUGAUUUUAGAGGCCUGCACAGAAAAAGUGAGGAUGUUACGGUGACACCAAGGGCAGUGUAAUUAUAGACCAUAUUGGUGUUGACACGACACUAACCAGGUGUAAUUAGAACAUUACACCAAGUUAGUGUUAAGGAACACCAACUAAAGUACUGUAUAACACCUUGCUGGCGUUUUUUAACCCUUUCGCUAUGUAAAGAAAUCCCCUGCAAGGGUUCAAAACCACCGGUUUAUAAAGUCACACUGAGUGGUGUAAGUGUGUGCAAUUCAGUGUUAAAUAACACCAAACAAGUGUGAAAUGUCUUAAACGCUGGGUUUUCUUUUUCAAACAGAUCUGAAGUAGAAUAAUGACGUAUAGGCUGAGAAAUCACAAAAAUAUUCUUGACAUAGUGAUUCUAUUUAUCUGUUAUUACAACGGAAACACACGCCUGAACUACGUAAAUCCAAGACUGACAUGACUUAUUCGUGAUUUACUAAAAUCCUAAGCUAUUUCCUGUCAACUUGAUUUUAACAGCUGUUUCUCAUUAUAGACCGAUCAACACUUCUGUAAUUUACACCCGCACGCAAUAUUUGCUGCACGAACGACACAUCACGCAACGUCACAGGAUGUUCCACCCCAAACGGGCACGCAGAAUUUCCCUUGACAAUUCCUUAUUUAAUUAUUUCAGACCAUUAUUGAUUUUCUCUAUCACGAACAUUCUCACUACAAGUCUGCCAUUACCGUGCUACGUUCAAUUAUACACUUAAAUCUUAAGUAACCCAACUGUCAUGAAACCCUGAGCUUAAAGGGCAUGUAAACCCAAAAAUACAUGUUUUUCUUAUACUCUGUAAAAAGUGGCGUAGAAAACGAAUUUGAAAUUAGUUUUGUCCAAUUCGACUUAUUUUAGGAGAAAAUCGGCAUUUUCAACUGAAAUUCCAUUUCCGGUAGAAACAAUAGCGAGAAGUCGUGACGUAAGCGGUGGAACCAAAAUAUUGCGCAACACAUAUUCCCCAGUAGAACUGGUGUGGGAGUUCGUGUAAGUGGCGGUAGUUCGGAAGAUGUUUUUUCAGAAGAUAGCUUGAAUGCCUUAAGCUUAAAACAUGACAGCGCUGGGGAUAAUCCAGAAUCUUCAGGAGAGUCUGGGCCACGUCCUUAACAAUAUGAGCCGCGUAGAGUUCACCGAAGCGAUCCGCACGAAGACAGUCUCAGCCAGUUUCCUGGCAGGAAAUUUCGCCUACAGAUAGCUUGUUCGUUGGUGUUGGGGAUAUCUCGGCAAACACUUUAGGGUCGCUGUGCUAUCUUGUGCGGUAAACAAUAUCCUUCAUCUCAGAAGCAUUUCCAUCGAUAAACAAGUUGUAUCAUGUACAGCUCAGCGCUGGCUCCCGAACAACUGGCUUCCCCAUAAUAUUUCAUUAGAUGAGAAAAAAGAUGUUUUUAGAGAACCAAUAAAGCUAUUGUUGUUUAAUUAACGAAACGUUUUCGUGUAAAUCGAUUUUGUACUUUCUCUGUUGACCUCUAACUUUUGAAGAACUCAACUUCUUUCUCAGUUCGGUCGGCCACUUCCGAAUCCUCGUCGUCUGCCGACUGUAUGGGUCGUUUUUAUACUUGCGAACAAUUUGCUUCUGGUGAGGCCUGAAUCGUCGGUACAACACCAGGAAGAAAAAUGACUGCUACAAACAACAGAACGUUCGAACGGCUCGACGAAAUCGGCUAUUUUCACUUGAACAAAUUUCACAAACUGUCGCUUCAAAUUUGCGUCAUUUGGAAAUAUUUGCAUUGUAUGCCCAGUUUGAAAGUUUUUUGGGUUUACAUGCCCUUUAAUUACUAAGUUAGAAAAUAAAGUGUCACGCGAUACGCUUACAAGAUUAUCACAAGUUUCUUAUCACCCGCAGUCUUCUCGUCCAAUCAGAGAAUAGCGAGGAAGAGUUGAAAGUGACGGGUGUUGGUUUAGAGAAUUCACAUCGUUGUCGGACAGUUCAAACGGACACUAAAUUUUAGAGAAGUCAAUUUGCUCCGCGGUCUAGGUAUUUUUACGGACAGAAAACACUUUAGGAAUAUGAAUUCAGUUAUUUUUUUCUCGUGAUGAUGUGAUGGAAUGGAUGAAGAAAGAGGGAUUUCAAGGAUUUGUCGAUGUCUUCUUUGGUAGGCCGAUGUUCUAGUCACGUUUCAUGAAGUUUUUACAGGCCAAGGCAACUCCUAACUGUUACCAGUAAGGACGUUUGAUGUAGAUGUACUCCAGAUAACUUUUCACUUGUUUGAAGAUAAGAAUUCAAACGACUGUGCAAUUACUCUAGGAACAUUUGCUUGAAAUGCACCGUGACACUUACGUAUCUUCUCCACAAACCGAAAAUACAGUUUUGGCGCCAAAUGACAAUCACCUUGAUGGUUAUGGAUACUUUCUUUUCAAGUUCUUAUCUUCUUUACUUGUUUUGCUUCUUUUUCUGUUUGGUUUUUACUUUUUCUUGAACAUCAAGAGACGAGUUAGUUGAUGGAGAAGCUUUAUUCUGCAUGAACGAAGACACAGUCUGAAAAGCCUCGUGCCCCCAGCGGCUGUCCGUGCUAAACUACUUGCCAAGAUCGAAAAGCUCAAAGCGAGCAAGCAGUCGUCGUUUCCGUUGCCUGGAAAGACCAUUGAGAUUGCGGAGAAUGAACCACUUGUGCACGGUACACCAACUUGCAGCAAAAACCUGGACGAUUCAAACGAUAUAGCUCUGGCGAAGAAAGGUAACGAUUUAUAGUUGACUAAAAACUAACUAGAGUACAAACUGCCUGAGUCAACAUGACCUUAACAGAUACAGGACGCAAUAUUCCAAUAAAGUACUGCUCUAUAUCUAAGGCAUAUUAGGUGACAAGACAAAGAGCACCGUUUGCGGUUCGUGUUUUCAAUUUAUAUAUUCGCGAUUUAACUUGUUCCUCUAAAGGCAAGAUUUGUGCAAUAUUUCGUAAUAACGCUCAUUGUGCUGACGUAGGAACCAUUCUCAGGCAUAGAGUUUUAAAAAUUCCCUUAAAGUAGCACUCCGCUGCUCUAGGAACUAUAUCAAUUAAUCACUCCUUCAUUAUACAAAUUUAUUGACAGUUUUUCUAUAGCCCGAGUGUCUACUUACUUUAGACUAUUUUCACUGUAACUUCUGGUUAACUUUCACCGAUUUCAAGUUUCCCUUCUAUUUUUGGAGUAUGAUUGAACAGAAUUUCUAUGGUCACUGUUAUCCCCAGCCAUUCAGUCAUGUUGUGGACUUCCAUAGUUAUGUAAAGCGGAUUUUCCGCUUUUUACUAGCUCCAAAGUUGAGUUGAUUAAAUAUUUAAUACCGCUCAUUACUUGGAACGUGAAGGGAACCAGCAGGGGAUGACAGGUGGCUAACAAAAAAAAAACCAACAACAACAAAAACAGCAAAAACAAUUUUUCUUCCAUGUUUCUUUUGAAGUGGAACUGUUCAAGACAAAACUUGGAUAAGAUCCAUGGAGGCAAAAUGACGCCAGAGAUUAGCUAGAAAUAAGAGAAAACGGACAGAAAAAAGGAAACUGGAGAAAAAUGCAGUUUAAGUGUUAAAACAAGAAAAAUACAAAAGAAAGGCAGCAGAGGAGAAAUUGCUUUACACCAAAAAAAAGGAGGAUAAAUUUUACCAAAUGUGGCGCCGAGUAGAGCGAGAAAAAGAAAAAUCACUUCAGUCCAAGAUGUCUCUAGAAAAGGAAUAAAGCGAUAACCGUUCAAAGGGUGUUGUUCCCAUUAAGACAUUACUGGAUAUUCCCGGGGAAAUUUUAAAUUUGGAUUGCAUGAUUCAAAUGCUACCUUGGGAGAAGGAAAGUUUGGCCAAGUAACACUUGCCUCCUACAAAGGGUUACCUGUUGCUGAGAAGCAGUUCAAUGCUGCUGUCUUACAAGCAGAAAUAGAACAUGAGGCAAACAUUGUUUCUUCUUUCAAGCACUUAAAUCUACUAGUUUUCUUUGGAGUUUCUUGUUCGGAAAAGCCUUAUCUGCUUGUCUUACAAUUCUAUAGAGCGGCAGGCAAAGCAUUCACUAUAAAAGACUGCCUUCAGCCUUCCUUUUGACACUGCUUAACUAUAGAAUAAGUGACUGAUACAGAUUUGUUUCCUUAUUUUAUUCUGUAGAAUGUUCCUGAAGCAAAAAAAGUGCCCGGGAAGGACAGGAAUGCCUCCCUUCAUCAUAUUUGAGGGGAAAUUAUGCUCCCCAGACAUUAUCUUUAUCAGUGGGGAGCAGGAGCUCUUAAUAAAGAUAAAUGGGGGGCACACAGAGGCGCCGAUUACUUUAUUAUUGUUGUAUUUAUUGUGUUAUGUGUAGUAUCCAAAAGAAUGUGUAAAUGUGCAUCUCUCCUUGCAGAGAUACAUUUUAAAAGUUUAUGAUAGCGCAAGACUGCCAAACAAAUUAUUGCAAUUUCUGAACGAACAAAACUGCUAAGGCUUUAUUUUUUAUGUUUCGUUGGUGAGUUUGAGAUUGAAAAUAAUAAAGGUGAGAACAAGAGAACCCCAUCGCAUUCAAAUGUCUUCGUAGCUUUGGAGUUAAUUUCACUAUUAAGAGUGUUACUACAACACAUAGAGUGUUGUUUUAUAACACUAGUGGAAGUGCUGAUUUACACCAAUUGAGUGUAAAAUUCAUAACAGUGUAAAAUCACCUCGUCUUGGUGUUGGCACAGCUGCAAGGCAUUUUACACCAAUUCAGUGUCAAGAAACACUCUUUUAGAGUUAAAGUACACUAAAACAGUGAUAAGUCAGCACCAUUGUGGUGUAUAGUUACACUUCAGUUACAUGACAUGAAAACGAAUUUACACCACGUUGGUGUAAAAGAACACCGUUUCAGCGUUGAUGAAACACCAAAAUGGUGCUCACACAGCUGCAUAAAUUUACACUUUUUUGGUGUCACCAUAACACCUUGACUUUUUGUGUGUGUUUUCACGCACCACUAUUGUAUUUUUUUUAAAUUACCUUUUAUACAACACUAACGUUGCUAGAUAUCGACGAAUGCAGCAAAGGAAGCCAUGAUUGUGACGUAAAUGCGAAUUGUGCAAACACUAAUGGCUCCCAUAGCUGCACCUGUAAGGAAGGAUACACUGGAAAAGGAGAGUCAUGCCGAGGUAAAAUUAGAUUAUGAUUUUCACGCCCCGACCUUGUAUUUCUAUUAAGUUACAAGUUUCAUCAUAUGUAUACAUUUACAUUUUUCGAUGCUUUAGAAUAUAAUACGCGCGGAUAUGCAGUCUUGCCAAUUUAGAGUAGAACAGCGGUACUUGAUGUUGAGCAAAGCAGCUUUCUAUGACAAGUAUCGUCUUUGUAACUGAGGUUAUGAUCAUGAGGCGGCGUGAUGAUUUUCACGCCCCGACCUCGUAUUUCAAUUAAGUUACGGGUUUUAUCAUAUGCGUGCAUUAACAUUUUUCGAAAUUCUAAAAUAUAAAACGCGCGGAUAUUUUACCAGCUAGAUGUUAAACAUGUAUCUUGCGGGGUUUAUUCCCUCUUUUCGACUUAGAGACAGGGAAGAUAAUGAACCCUCGGGCUUAACAUGCCUUGUUUCAAGUAUUGAGAGGUAUUUUGUUAUUUUUUGCCAGCUGUCACUAUGUUGCAAUAUUUCUAUCGAGAAGGGAAAUUGAUAUGGCUUUUAUCUUUCAUGAUCGAUUUAUAAACCAUUGUCUGUUUGACAAUUAAAUUUUAUAAAAGAGGAAUUUACUCUCCUUACGUACAUGUAUACUAUGUAAUAAACCAAUACAUCACGUGUAGUCAGUCCGUACGGUAUAUAAACAAUCGUUGCUUUAUAUCAAAAAUCUUACUCGUUUGCUGCGUUCACUCCCUCGACUUCCGAUACUACGAUCUCGCGCGUGAAUACCAUAAAGACAGACUUUGCACGAAUAAUUCUAUAUCUAUAUCAUUUUUACUACCAGAUAUCGACGAGUGCCUCAAUAGAAUCCAUGCUUGUGACGUGAGUGCGAAUUGUACCAACAUUGACGGCUCCCACAAAUGCACCUGUAAGGUAGGAUACACUGGGGACGGACACUCAUGCCAAGGUAUGAUCAUCACAUCAGACUUAGCAAAUAGGAGAAUGAAGCUUCCCACAAAUAUAAAAAAAAACUCUUUCUUUCAAAACUCAGAAAUUUGAUGUUUGUCUCUGUCAAGUAACGUUUUGGCAAUUUAUUUUUGUCCUCAGAUGUCAAUGAGUGUAGCGAUGGCAACCAUGUUUGCGAUGUCAAUUCGAACUGUAACAACACAGAUGGUUCUCACAUUUGUACUUGCAAGGAAGGAUACACUGGAGAUGGACAGUCAUGUCAAGGUGAAUAAGAGUUGCCUACACUUAUUAAAACAAGCAGCUUUGCACAUAAACUAUCGCCCAUGGAAAUUAGCCCAUAUUUUAGAGACCUGUUUUUACGCACCACUCUCGUACCUUUCUAAUUUCCAUUAGAUUACUUUUUAUACGUCACUUAUGUAAUAAUAAUGAUAAUGAUAAUAAUUAUUAUAAUAAUAAUAAUAAUUGCCUUGUUAUGCGACAAACUGGCUAAGAUUUUUUUUUGGCUAGUCAGUUAUCCUUUGCAAAUCUAUUGUGUUCGCAGAUAUUGAUGAAUGCAAUAGUCAUGUUUGUGAUGCUAAUGUUAACUGUACCAACACAAAAGGUUCAUAUAAUUGCAUCUGCUAAGAAGGAUACAUUAUAAAUGGAUAGUCUUGCCAACGUAGAUUAGAAAAGCGAUACUUCAUGUCGAGCAAAGCAGCUUUUCAUAAUAAGUAUUGUCUUCGUAACUGAGGUUAGGAUCAAGAAGCAACGUAAUGAUUUUCACGCCCCUGCCUUGUAUUUCUAUUAAGUUACGGGUUUCAUUAUAUGCAUGCAUUCACAGUUUUCGAAGAUUUAAAAUAUAAUACGCACGGAUAUUUUUCGAGUUGCUUGGAAUUUUUCUGAGCGCGAAAGGAACGAGGAUAAUUAAGAGCAAUAAACAAGAUUUCUUCUCGUAUUGUAUAAUAAACCAUCGAAUAUGGGAUUUAUCAUUUAAUCAUUACCUGGAAUAUUUUUCUCGAAUAUGCGGCCACACUCGGAUAACCCCCGCACCCCACCCUUCUCUCUCUCACUUUUUUAAAUAGUAUAGAUAAAAGGAAAAUCUGUUUCUACUGCCACACUUUUUUUUUAUAACUUUUCAACGUUCGACAACAGCGCAAUUAGUAGAGCAGAAUAAUUUUUCAAUUUCAGAUUUUUUUAAAUCUUCAUGUGCUUGCAGAGUUCCUUUAUGUAUUAUCUUUUAUUUUGAUUUUGAUGUCCCAUUGCUGAGGUAACUUAAGAGGUGCCCCAUUCGACUGAUCGCCAAAGCGCCCAUCCUACAAAUAAGUGCCUCCCCUCCCCCUCCCCCUCCCAGUUUUUGCCGAAAUUUUCGAUAAGCGCUCAAGUGCUAACUGAAAAUGUCUAAUAUUUCAAUUAUUGCAGUACAAACAAUAUCGCCUGAGGAACUAAACAUAUAUGUUGCGGAGUAUAUUCACUCUUUUCAACUUAAAGACAGAGAAGAUUAGGAACCCUCAGGCUUAACAUGCCUCGUUAUCGAAAAAGGAAAUUUAUAUGGUUUUUAUCUUUCAUGAUCGAUUUGUAAACCAUUGUCUGUGUGACAAUUAAUUGUUAUUAAAGAAGAAUUUACUCUUCUUAUGUAAAUGUAAACUAUAUAAUAAACCUAAUACAUCACGUAAAGUCUGUCCUUAAGAUAUGUAAAGACUCAUUGCUUUAUAUCAAAAAUUUUUCUCGUUUGCUGCGUUCACUCCCACUGUUGUGGUUCUUUUUUAAAAGAACAGGAGGCGUAGAUUGUAAGACACACACACGUUUUAUUCCGGAGCAAGAAGAACACUACAAUAAAUCACACGUAAAUAAUGAUCAAUGCCUAUAUUUUAUAUGGGGUGACCUAGGUACUAAUAUGAUGACCGCUGGCCGGAAACGGAGGCCAGCCAAUAUUAUGACACUCUUGAUUUCGGAUACUACAAGCUCGUGCGUAAAUACCAUACAGACAGACUUUGCACGAAGUAUUCUAUAUCUGUAUCAUUUGUACUACCAGAUAUCGAUGAGUGUCUCAGUGGCAGCCAUGCUUGUGACGUGACUGCAAAUUGUACCAACACUGACGGCUCUCACAACUGCACUUGUAAGGAAGGAUACGCUGGGGACGGACAGUCAUGCCAAGGUAUAAUCACUGCAUUAGACUCAGCAAAUAGAAAAAAAAACUAUUUCCUCAAAAAUUUAGAAAUCUGAUGUUUGUUUCUGUCGAGCAACGUUUUGGCAAUUCAUUUUUGUUCUCAGAUAUCAAUGAGUGUAGCGAUGGCAACCAUGUUUGCGAUGUUAAUUCAAACUGUAACAACACAAAUGGUUCUCAUAUUUGUACAUGCAAGGAAGGAUACACUGGAGAUGGACAGUUAUGUCAAGGUGAAUAAGAGUAGCCUACACUAUUUAAAACAAGUAGCUUUGCACAUAAGCUUUCGCCAACAGAGAUUAGUCCUGAUUUUUGAGGCCUAUUUCCACUCACCACUCUCGUACACUCUAUUGCAUUACCUUUAAUACAUCACUUAUGCUUCUAGAUAUCGACGAAUGCAGCAAAGGAAGCCAAUGUUUGUGACGUUAAUGCGAAUUGCACCAACACUGACGGCUCCCAUAGCUGCACCUGUAAGGAAGGAUACACUGGAAAAGGAGAGUCGUGCCAAGGUAAAAUUAGAUUAGACUUACAAAAAAGGGAAAUAACUGUUCACCACAAAUAAUUGCCUCGUUAUCCAACAAACUGCUUAAGAUUUUUUUCUCUCAAUUCAGUUACCCUUUGCAAAUCUAUUGUGUUCACAAAUAUUGAUGAUUGUAACGAUGAUGUUUGUGAUGCUAAUGCUAACUGCACCAACACUAAUGGUUCUCAUAAUUGCAUCUGUAAGGAAGGAUACAUUGAAGAUGGACAGUCUUGUCAAUGUAGAUUAGAACAGCGAUACUUCAUGCCGAGCAAAGCAGCUUUCCAUAUUAAGUAUUUUCUUCGUAACUGAGGUCAUUAUCAAGAGCCGGAAACGAAAUGAUUUUCAGGCCCCGACCAUGUAUUUCUAUAAAGUUACGGGUUUCAUCAUAAGUAUACAUACACAUUUUUCGACAAUACGCGUAGAUAUUUUACGAGUUGCUAAGUAUUUUUUCGAGUCCGGAAGGAACGACGAUAAAUAAGAGCAAUAAACAAGAUCUCUUCUCGUAUUGUAUAAUAAAAAAUCGAAUGAGGGAUUCAUCAUUCCCACAUUACCUGGAAUAUUUUUCUCGAAUAUGACGCCACGCUCGGACGCUCGGAUAGCCAACCCCCCGCCCCCCCCACCCAUCUCCUCCCUUAUUUUUUAAUAGUAUAGAUACAAGGAAAAUAUGUUUCUACUGCCACGCAUUUUAAAAACUUUUCAACCCUCAACAACAGCGCGAUCAGUACAGCAGAGUAAUUUUAUUUUCCAAACCAGAUUUUUUCUACUUUCAUGUGCUUGCAGAGUUCCUUUAUGUACUAUCCAUUCUUUUGACUUUUGCCCCAUUGCUGAAGUAACUUAAGAAGCGCCCCUCUCGGCUAAUCCCGGCUAAUGUAAUUUAACUUUGUAGGCAAUCCGUGUUAAAAUUACAAAAACCUGUGUAAUGCCAUUAGAAAGAGCAAUUACUCAACACCGGUACGCGGACUAGCCUUUCUAUCAGGGGUGGUGGGGGUGGUCAAGGCAUUUUUCUUUGAAUGGGAAAGUUUUGGAAUUAAUCAUACAUGUUACUCACCAGAGAACUCCUAAAACUUGCAUUAGUCUUUAAUUCUGAGAAAUUCUUGAGGCUACGUCAUUGUGAAAAGAACUGUGAACGUAGAAGUAGAGCGCGAUACGUAUUGAGAUAGGGAAAAAAACAAAGAGAAUAUACUUUCAUUCCUACAAACCUGUUUCGUGACCACUCAUUCAUCAGGGAGUGUUAUAUAUAUUUAUAUAAUAAGCUCAGUUAUGCACGCAUUCUGAUUGGUUCUCACUUAUGAUCUAUUGGAGGACAGACGUAUAGAUGAUGUCAUCAUUAAAACUUUUUCAGUGUGUCACAUCAGUGACACUCAGCUGCGCCUCGUGUGCCACUUUUUUGUUCUUACCACAUUUUGACGUCAUCUGUGAUCUAUUACUGAACAGACGCACGGCAACUUGGAAUCUAUUUGUUAAAUAAAUAUAUAUAAUACAUAUAUAAAUUGAGUUAGGGGAAAAACAAAGAGACGAAGAGCCUGUUUUGUGAUUACAUCACUCUUAUGUCGUGAUUAAAACAACAAUAAAAUUUCCCUUUCACAAUUAUUAUUCAACUUUUUAGCCGAUCCAUGCUAUAAUUACCACAACCUAAGUGAUGCCACAAGGAAAAGCAGUUACAUUACACCGCUCUCUGGUCCAGUGUUUUGUGACUACCCACUCACCGAGAGAUGGUACCGUUUUGUGGGAGCUGCCGGAACUAAAAUGCCAACAACACGUGUACCAGCAUACAAAUGUGGUACAGACUGGUCAGGCUGGUUGGAUGGUGCUCAUCCUAUGGUAGAAGAUGGUGAAGUUUUCAGGAGGGUCUGCUUUAGCGAUCGCCCUACAGGUUGCAAAUACUCAAUCGAAAUUUCAGUUACAAAUUGUGGAUCAUUUUAUAUCUACAAACUUGCUCAGCCCCCUUAUUGUUCUUCGCGUUACUGCAGCACGGACUAAAUCUGAGUCUAAUAACUUCACAAAACGAGACAAGUCAUAAAAAGAUCCUUGUGAACAAUGUAUUUUACGACUUACAGUCCCCUCCCUAUCGUAAUCGUUAAUACUAUCGUUAUAACCUGGUGCAUACUGGCAAAUUUUUACGUCGGUGGCGUUAACUAUUAACUGUUAUAAAUAUUAAGAGUUCUAAUGAUGGUGGGCAUCAAAUAUCAUUUACAUCAUUUAAGAAGACUUCUUGCCUGAAAAAAUGAUAAGCGAAAACUGUCAAAUCCACCUAACUACAACUUUGUACAUUAUUUAAUAGCGUUUAACAUUUUUGACAAGUUUCUCUAUUAUUUCAUCAAGAGCUUUAUCACCAUUGGAUGAAUUUUCCUAUUGCAGUAAUAGGAUAAACAAAGAACACUUGCCCGAAAAAAAAUCAAGCAUAAAAAAAAUAACAGUUAGUUUGUAGACAAAUUGGAUCUUUCGAUAUCUACAAACUUGCUAAGUCAUACGCAUGUAAUUUGCGUUUCUGUGCCUCGAAAUAAACUGACUAAAUAAUUCGCCUUAGUGUUAUAACAUUAGUUACGUGAACCUCUUGCUAACAAAUUAAGUAUUAAAAAAAAAAGAUAGAGACAGACAUGCAUGUGGAAUAGUCAUUUCGAAUGCCUCAGUCCAGUAGCUUUAGAGAUAAAAGCUGAAUAAGGAAAUCCAGAAUGCCUUUGGUUAUCGCCAAGUACUUAUAUUUUCUUGAAAAAAAUAUUGAUUGAAGUCUGUGACUCUGUGUUACCUCGAAAAAAUUGAGAUUUAAGGACACGUGAUAAAAAGCUGAGUAGUAUAUUCCAUUUAUCAUUCACAGCACCAUCACUAUUUGUGGGGUUCAAAAAUGUUUCGGCUUUAUAACAAAAUAUUCCGUGAUAAAAGCCAUGUGUCAAAGGUGGCCUGCCAUCCGAAGUCAAUUUGCUAUGUAAUCGCGGUUAUACUGUGACUGCUAUGAAUUUGAAGCAAAAGUUUAAGUUAAAACCAUUGAAGAUAAAUUCAUUUUCAUCCUUGCAGUUGGCUUUUACGUCCGAUUUCGAGGAAGGUUUGCUCAAAUCUGGUGCUCAGAUCCUUUUAAACCCAUGGUCAUCAGCGGAUUACGCCGUAAUUUCGGUCUCAGACUCCCGUUCCUCGUUCACCGUUUCCCGUUCUCCGUUCCUCAUUCUUCGUUCCUCGUUCUCUGUUCAUAAUUUUCCGUUUCUUGUUCUCCGUUCCCCGUUCCUCGUUCCUCGUUCUCCGUUCUACGUUCUCCGUUCCCCGUUCUCCGUUCCUCGUUCUCCGUUCCCCGCUCUAAGUUUACCGUUCCCUGUUCCUCGUUCCUCGAUCAUCGUUGCCCGUUCUUCGUUCCUCGUCGGAGUAACAUCCUACUACUGCUGUGGCGCAAUAGUGGUCAGUUCAAACAGCGAUUACUGAAACAUCUUAGUACCAUUGGCGCUUUUUUAAUGCUCAGAUUUAACUUGAAUCGAAAAAAGUCUUAGACUGGUUUACACCCGGUGGAGUUUACUAACGGGCUGGUGCGAAUCCUGUCAGCUAUUUGGGUGCAACAGAAGGAAAAAAAGAUCAAAUUUCGUAGCUUAGAACCCCUUCCGAAUCAUGAACCUGAUGAAAAAUUUCAAGAGAGUCAGCCAGUCAGCCGUGUGUUCUUGAAUUGGUUGAUCAUGAAAAAAGGAAUUUUUUUUUCGUAAGUUCUGUUUUUUUUUUCUUUCGUUAUGUGAAAUUUUAGUCGAUUUUUAGCUUACCAGUCGAUUCUUACCAGCUCGGAACUUUCGCACUCAGGAUAAUUUAUUAUUAUCUACUGAGUUGGUAUCGUAAAUUGGUUCCCAUGAAGAGUUUAAAAGCGUUUCGAGCGUUAGCCCUUCGUCCAAUCGCUCUGACGAAGGGCUUACUCUCGAAACGUGAGCUUUUAAAUUCUUUGCGGUGGCCAAUUUACGAUAUCAACUUAGUUGAUAAUACUUGAUUACCCUGUUAUACUCCCAAUCGACGCAGCACCUCAGUUUCUUUAGAAACUUAACACCUAUAUCCUUUCGUACUCAGUCAGUUUAAUCGCUUAAAGUCCAAACAAAUAAAGUUUUUUUACAACACUUUGACCCAUAAUUUCUCGUUACAAUAUCACCCCUGAAUCAAACAUGAAUGUCAGAAAGAAAAUGAUCGCCUACAAAAGAAACUCUUGAAUGUUAAGCGAAUUCUCCAAGUCAACUCUGUAGGUAAUAUAUAUCUAAUGGUAUGGAAAAUAUGUAUACUGAUGUUAGGGUGCAAAGAAUUUAUGUCAAAUGUAUAUUUAUCUAUACUUAUGACAUCAGAAGAGCUUAGAAGAGCAUACGAAAAAAAGGGGGGAAUUAAAUCUUAGGAAUAGGGUUCUGCCCUCACCAAAAAAGUGCAAGAAGACGGUAGAUACAUAAUGAAAAUAACAGCUUCAUGGUAGAUAUCGAGUUUGGAAUACGUAUUCUAGUUAUGAGCUACUUUUUACCAUGUUUUCUUAAAGUUUACCGAGCCACCAGCGACUUGGCCUUCAAACAAUGACACAGAAAUGAAGCGGAAGCAAUCAUUAAAGGAUGCAAGUUGUCUAACUACCUCAUCGCGGUACAAGUGAGGGUUGAUUGCCCGCCCCUUCUCCGCACUCCUUAAUUUUUUUUUUUAAGGACAAUAAAGCACUCCUUACGAUCGAGCCACCAGGAACUUGAAUCUCAAAAGAAAAAAGAAAAAAGAGAUCAAAGGAUUAAACGAAAAAGAAAAAGUAGCCAAAAGCAAACAUUUAGGCGUUUAAACUGACUAACUACCCCUUUACCCACCCCUUUCCUUGGUUUUGGUUUUUCUUGCUCUUUUGAAAAGUUUGGAUGGGCAGUUACGAAAACAAAUACCAGACUUUGACACCAACACGCGAAAAGGCUUUUUUUGCAUUUUAAGCCUAGAUUGCUUAACGCUAAAGAAUUGCGACGUUGAUGAGCGAGUAUUAUGUGUAUGGAUGUUCUCAAGGUUUCGUGAUGUUAGAAGGUGCACUGUCGUUAUGAACAUCAAACAUUAAUUUACAUACCGCUUCAUUAUAUAAGAAGGUAAUAGGCAGAAUUUUCGCAUUUACAAAUAAGGGGAUUGCAUGUUCUUUUCUAUCAACAAAGUAGAUUAGAUGUAAUACUCGCUUUUGGAAAACAACAAUUUUGUUUAGAUAGUUUUUUAACGCAUUACCCGAGGCAACGAGUCCAUAAGUUAAAUAAGGUAAAAUUAAGGAUUUAUAAAUAUUUGUGAGUACAGAUGAUGGAACAAAGUGUCUCAGCUUAGCAAUCAUUCCUAUGGUCUUACUUUAGUGAUAACACAGUCCAAGUGGUUUUUCCAAGAAAGAUUUUCAUCGAUCAAAAAACCUAAAUACUUGAUAUAACUCUUAUGUUCCAAGCUGACUCUUCUAUUUUUUUCACUAUCAAAUAUACUUAUUCGAGGAAGAUAACGGAUUUUAUUUUGUUUAGGGCGAAAAAUUACAAGAUUUGAUUUUUUUGUAUUCAAAGUCAAUUUAUUUGUAGUUAGCCAGUCAUGUAAAUUUUUCAGUUCAGCAUUGACCGUCUGUUCUAAAGACUUGAGGUCCUUGUCAGCAUAGAGAAUAUUAGUGUCAUCCGCAAAUAAGAAAAUGUGAAGUUUACUGGAACAGAGGUGAAUGUCAUUUAUAUAAAGUAAAAAGAGAACCGAACUCUGAGGGGCACCACAGGGAGAAAUUAGUUUAGUUGAUACGUGCGAUCCAAUUUAAGUUGUUUGCGUUCGAUUUGUUAAUUACGACUGGAACCACUCGUUGAUAAUCUCUCGAAAACCAUAAAAAUUAAGUUAUCAAGUAGUAUUUUGUGGUUGACGGUGUCAAAAGCCUUUUUUAGGUCAAUGAAAACACCACACGAGAAAUGAUGCUUAUCCAUAUUGUUCUGUAAAGUUUCGACAAUUUCAAGGAUCGUAUGAUCUGGGGAGUGUGCCUUACAGAAGCCAUAUUGUGAGGAAUGUAUUAACUUAUUUUUGUCAAUAAAGUCCUUCAUUCUGUAAUACAGUAGCUUUUCAAAUACUCUGUUAAAACUUGACAAGAGAGAAAUUGGUCGGUAAUUAGAAGCAUCAGUCUCGUCUUCACUUUUAAAGAUAGGUGUGAUUUUGGAGAUCUUAAGUUUUGAUGGGUGAACACCGGACGUAAUAGAAGUAUUGAAGAUGUUCGAAAGGACAGGAGAUAAAAUAUUGCACGAACGUAGGACAAGAGUAUAAACCAUACGAUUUUUUGUUUGGUAGUGAUAUAAUUUCUUGUUUAACGUCAUCUGGGGAAAUCGGUUUGGAAAAAAAGGAAGAAUCAGGUUAUUUUAAUUUCUUGAGAUAAUCCAUAUGAUUAUGGUUUGGUUUCAGGUUGAUGAAUGAACGGCGAAGCCUUCACCAAUCUCAAUCCAAGGUCAUUUGUUGGAAUUUUUUCGGAUUAUGGCUGCUAAAACAUUAGAAAAAUCCAUAUCGCUUACAGACAGUGACAUUCAAACUUACCUGGAAGGAAAAGAAAACCAAAAUACUGAAAGAAAAACCGAAAGUUACGUAUUCAGUAGCUUUGGUAAUGGUAUUUCGACAACUGAAAUAUUUGCCACAGGCCGACUUAUAUUGCAUUGUUUUGUAACCUCCUCCUUCUUGAAACUCUCUCCAUUUCCCAUGCCCCUAACCAGUUGAUAACUCGCGCUGGGUUGAUGCGAAAGUUAUUCCUGUUAUCGCUUUCUUUCUUUUCACUUUCUUUUAACGAGGGCGGCUUCUAGAGUCCUGCAGUUAGUCGCUACUUGGAUAUACGUAAUGGGGAGUGAUAAGCCCGCAACAAAGUGCAGAGUUUUGUCAACGUUUCGAGGUUUUGAAGAUUUAAGAUAUGGGCACUAAAAGAAAGAAAGGAAGAAAGAAAGAGGAAAGAGGAAAAUGAAAGAAAGCGAGAAAAAAAAAAGGGAUAGGCAAGGAAAACUGCUACCCAGUUAUUUUCUUUGGACUAGGGAAAAGAAACCAAGCUCUUAACGAACUAGAAAAUACCUAAAAGCAAGAUGUGGCUAGCUACAUCAUUAAUAGUUACGAAACUGAAACUCGAAACUGAUAGCCACGCCGACGAACAGACUUGUAGAAUUACGAAAGAUUCUGUGUUUACCAUUUAUGAUCAUAAGCUAAAACUUCGAAUGAAGGGUAUCGUCUAAUGAUUUUUUCACGUCAAUAACUUUGUUUUUCAGCAUCUUAAGAGUGAAGUAAAUCCUGCAUCCAUGCCUAGAGAUCUCAUCUGAGAUGGCGUCGUGAGAAAACGAGACUCUUUGGAUCAUAUCCAUCCAAAACCUGCAAAUCUUGGGGAACAACUCCCCAUUACGGGAAUCAAAGAUCUAUUGACAGCUGCCAAUCGUCUCCCAGAUCCCACCGAAGAGUUAUGGUCAUUUUGGUUGUUAUUACAGUGGCAAUUCCGCAAUCAUCGCGGCAGUGUACAUUGGAAAAUACGUUUCGGAAUACCUUAUAACAGGAAAGGUAAGUAUUGAUGUCCCUCAAUUUUUGCUAUUUAUUUAGAAGUCAACCAUAAAAAAAAACAACAUAUUUGAACAAAAGAUAAAAGUGGGUCGAAAUUCCAGCACAUCGAUGUGCCAUUGUCGAUGUCCUAGUAGUAGAAAUUAAUCAUCUCAUUUUCACAUAAAGCUUAGAGCUGGCGCAGAUAUUAAUCAAUCGAUAUAUGGACAAGAAAGUAAGUAUUCAGUUUGAUCAUGUUAAUGGUAAGCCAUUAAAGAAGGAAACACGUAGGAGCACUUUCGUCCGCGCCGUCCAAACCCUGCCAGAUUAAUUUUUCAAAUUCGACAUCAAAGCUUCGUAAAUUUAAAAAAGAAACCAAUUUCUACAAAGUAAAAAGUUAAAGCUGGCGUUUUUGUCCUCUCAUCGAUGUUAGAGUAAGAGCGUUAAGUUUAAAAUAUGCUUUGAAAAACAAAGAGGCAAGCAAUGCGUUGACAGAACAUGUACGAGCACAUAAGUGGCUACCGUGACCGUAGCCUUUUUAAGAGACUUAAAAGCAUUCUAGCGCAAAAUUUCAAUUGUGUGGUGUUAUCUACCUGUUUGAAUUACCCAGUGGGUAACCAAGCGUGCGUUUCUUACAACGGCUCCUAAAUACAACCAAAAGUUACAAAGUGGUCAAUAAUGAGCUGAUAACUAUUGUUCCAGUUAUUGUCCUGAUUCAUAGUUUCAUCAGUUAACUUUAGAGUAGAAAUAAAUUAGUUCUUUUAUGGAGCCUGGGAAAAUAUCAACAUCAUUCCACGCAUUUUGAAAGGAAUCAUGCACAGGUUAAUUUUGGGAUCAUUUGCGAUCCGGACUAACUUUUUACUAAAGCGUUUUUAAAACUUUUUUAAAAAUAAUAAACAGCACGGCACGAAAUGAAAUACUAAAAACUUUCUUCACUUUCCUACGCGCUUCAUAUGACAGCAGCAGGAGUUUAUACAAGUAGGCAAAUAAGCUUGCUUAGAUAUGCAUGGUAGAUACAAUGUCUAUUUUCGACCUGUACGCAAAAUGUGAAGAAACCGGAAAGGUAUCUACGAGGUGUGACAAAAGUUUUGUACAUGGGUGACAUUUUUGAGACGUUAUAUGUGAGAGUAUGUGUUGUGUAUGGUGGUCACAGAUUAAGAACUAAAUCUACGAGCUGAGUUCUAAUAAGUUUUUUACACGAAUUUCGGUUCUUCAGUCCAUGUUGAAGGCAGAAAUAUGGGAGCUCAUUUAGUAUCCAUCUUAAUAUUUCGUCAGUCUUUCUAUUCCUCACUUACGUUCUAAUUCGCUUCGCUCAAACGAACGUAAAUUAUUUUACCCUUAAAUUCCCGUAAUAAAUAAAUCAGACAAGCAGUAUGGUAGGAUGCGUAAGCGGAUCCAAAACACAGUUUAUUACAUCUAGAUUAAAUCAUAAUACAAAAAUUAUUAAGGAACGUGUGAAAUAUAAAUGCUCAAUGAUAUUACAAGCGUAAAUAGUUGGUUACUUGUAAUCUAUUCUCAAGGCUCUCUUCAAUGUACAUGUCCUUGGCAGAGUCAGACUUCCAUCUAUCAUGUAUUUUAAGUAGUCUUUCUGAAAUCGAAUGACCACUAUUACGCACUACAGAUGUAAUGCCACCGGAUCUUAAGCUAUGAAGACCGAAACUAUUAGGAUUAUAACCUGGCUUACUCAGGCAAUCUCUAAGAAUUUCCUUGCAUCUAGUAUAAGAAAUCUUACCACUUAUCAGGGUAUAGCUAGAAUUACUAGGGUGAAAAGUUAGAGGUCUAAAUAAAGGAAGAUUACUAUUGCUGUCGAUCCCAGAAAGGUUGAAAUACCUUCUUAAGACACCGACAGGACAGUACUUAGAUGUGGAAGCGCUAAUAUAAACAUAAUUCCCUUCCCUAUAAAUAUCGGUUUUGCUUCGAGGCAAGAAAAUCCUUAUAUAAUCAUUAUGAAACUCAAUAUGCUUCGGAACGAUAUUACAUAAAUCGUCAUACCGAAGAAAACCUGCGAAAGCUAAUGAGCAUAAUGCGGCAAUACGAAGAUCCUUCAGAUUAGAAUCUUCCUUGUUAUGAACGUCCAAUAUGUUCCUAAUGAUUUCUGUGGUAAUGGGACUCAGAAACUCAGAAAUUUGAUGUUUGUCUCUCUGUCAAGUAACGUUUUGGCACGGUUAAAGUUAAAAUUAAUGUCUACGCCCUUGUGUUGUUCCUCUGUUAAGCUACCUUUUUCUACAUUAUUUUUGUCCCCAGGUAUCGACGAGUGCAGCACUGGAAGCUAUGUAUGUGACAUAAAUGCGAACUGUACUAACACUGACGGCUUCCAUAACUGCACCUGUAGACGGACAAUUAUGCCAAGGUAUAAUUUUUGCAUUAGACUGAGCAAAUAUCAGAAUAAAGCCUCGCGCAAAUGAAAAGAAAAAACCUCUUUCCUCAAAAACUUAGAAAUAUAAUGCUUGUUUCUCUGUCAAGUAACCUUUUGGCAAUUAAUUUUUUUCACAGAUGUCAUUGAGUGUAGCGAUGGCAACCAUGUUUGCCAUGUUAAUUCCAACUGUAAGAACACAAAUGGUUCUCAUAUUUGUACUUGCAAAGAAGGAUACACUGGAGAUGGGCAGUCAUGUCAAGGUGAAUAAGAGUAGCCUUCACUAUUUAAAACAAGCACCUUUGCACAUGAACUAUUGCCCAUAGAAAUUAGCUCACAUUUUAGAGACCUGUUUUCAUGCAACAAUGUUGUAUUUCUAUAACAUUACCUUUUAUACAUCACUUUUGCUUCUAGAUAUCGAUGAAUGCAGCAAUGGAAGCCAUGAUUGUGACGUAAAUACGAAUUGUACAAACACUAAUGGCUCCCAUAGCUGCACUUGUAACGAAGGAUACACUGGAAAACUACUCAUGCCAAGGUAAAAUUAGAAAUAUGCAAUGUGAUUUACAACUUCAGACAUUUCAAGUGGAGUGAUAUCCAAAAAUUAACAACAUUUACGCGGAGAAUCGUUAUUCUCAUGGCCAUAUCCAGUCCUGCGAAUGCGAUACAUUCAGUGGCUAUGUAUGCCAAAUGUAUUGAAACUAAUUUGAUUUAUUAUGACGUUUUGAAUCUUACCUCGUGGUCCUUGAGUAAAAGGUCCACUAAAUUUCGUUGGUCCAAUCGAUGGAAAAUCCAUUUUGACUUAUAUCGAUUAUUAUUCAUCCUAUCCGGAAGGUACGUGUUUUUCCGUACUAUGCGCGAAGCAACGAAAAAUUAAAGGAGAACUUUCGAGCAGCCAUCAGCGAAGGUAAAUCCUGGCAAAUGGAGUCGCCUAAAAAUUCAUGCGCUACAGAGCAAAUCGGCCUCAUACUAGUGGAAGACCACCUACUAUGCUUUUGUUCAAUCGCGAACUUCGAACAAAAAAGCAUCAUCGGCACUCUAUCGCGAACAUUGGUCAAAAUCCAAUUUGUAGCAAACGCGUUCGAAGGCAUAUCACGAUAGCAGGAAACAUGCUGAACCGCAUUAUUUCAAAAUUGGCGAUCUCGUACUUUGUGCCAACAAGAAACCAGACAAACUAGAUUUGAAUUUCUCUACGGCAGAGCUCGUAAUUAUUGAGACCAAAGCAAGAGACACUUUUAGUUUAGUCAAUUUGGACACGGGUACCACUUUGUCAGCAUAUUGGUAACGACAUUGAUGUAGACAUUAGUGCUAAGACUGAGGAGUCUAUUGACCAUUCAGUGAAAAGAAAUGACCCUAUCAAAAGUACCAAGCCCUCUAGUAAGGAUCCGGAAUAUUUCUCGGAUUAGAAAGUUUUUGUCAGUUAGUAGUACUAGGGCGUUAGUACACGCCUUCGUCACAUGCAGAUUAGACAACUGUAACUCUCUGUUAUAUGGUCUUCCGAAACAUUUAGUUCAUAGAUUGCAAUUAGCCCAGAAUUGUGCGGCACGGCUGAUCUUAUGUGGUCGUAAGCAUGAUCACGUUACUCCUUUACUGAGGGAAUUGUACUGGCUUCCCGUGGAGCAGAGGAUUAUUUUUAAAAUGUUAUUUUUUACAUUUAAAGCUUUAAAUAAUUUAUGCCCAAGUUAUAUCAGUGACUUGUUAGAAAGUUAUAAGCCUACUAGGUCUUUACGAUCAUCGAGUAGGAACUUGUUAGUGAUUCCUCGCUCCAAGUUGAAAUCUUAUGGCGAUCGCGCCUUUUCUGUCUCUGCACCUAAGUGUGGAAUGACAUUCCUGAAACCAUAAAAUGUAGUGUAGAUCUUAACGCUUUUAAGCGUAAUCUUAAAACUUAUCUUUUUAAGGGUUAUUUUAUGAAUGGUUACGUUUGAUUAUUAUUUUUAUUUUUUACGUCAACCACUAUUCGUCAAAGUUUAAAAAUUUCUAGUCGAAGUUCCUUUCGAAAAUGGCACGUUUCGAGUUCGACACCAUUGUUUUCAGCCCACGCUUGAAUAACAAUGGCUGUUAAAACUAAACAAUAGCCUAUUGAGAAAAUUGAGAGGUUUUACGUAAAUUUUUUACUUCUUAACAUAAUGUAAUUUUUUUCGAGGCUUGUUGUAAUUUAACAGCGACUGUAUUGUGGUUUUUAAAUGAUGAACACCAAAAAGCCCUACUGGGGAGUGUUGAUAAAUUUUAUAUUGUAUUGUAUUGUAAUUUAAAAAUUGACAGUUUUUACCAGUAGAUUCUUCUGCACUCCUCCUUCUUCUUGAGACUCUCUCCAUUCCUAUGCCCUCAGCCAGUUGAUGACUCGCGCUGGGUUGGCGCGAAAAUUAUUCCUGCUGUCGUUUUCUUUUAAUGACGGCGGCUUUUAGAGUCCUGCAGUUAGUCGCUACUUACACAUACAUAACGGGGGGUGAUAAGCUCGCAAUAGAGUGCAGAGUUUUGUUUUCGAGGUUUUGAAGAUUUAGGAAGUGUGUAAUUAACUUUAGUAAAAAGGAAAAAAGGAAGCAAAGAAGAAAGAGAGAGGGAAGAGGAAAAUGAAAGAAAGUGAGAAAAAAUAGAGAAAGGCAAGAAAAAAACUGCUCAUCAGUUAUUUUCUUUGGACUAGGAAAAGAAACCGAGUUCCUAACGUACCGGAAAAUACCUAAAAGUGAAAUGUGGCUCGAACAAUCGACAUUCAAGGUCACAUUUAUGCAUAAAAAUCACGCAUGACUGCAUCAUUAACAGUUACGAAACUGAAACUCGAAACUGAAAGCCACGCCGACGAACAGACUUUUAGAAUCACGAGAGAUGCUGGGUUUACCUUUUUUGGUCAUAAGCUAAAACUUGGAGUGUAGGGAAUCAUCUGCCUGAUGAUUUUUUUCACGCAAGCAACUUUGUUUCUCAGCAACUUAAGAGUAAACUAAAUCCUGCAUCCACGCCUAGAGAUCUCAUCUAAGAUGACGUCGUCAGAAAACGAGACUAUCUCUUUGGAUCAUUUCCAUCCAAAACCUGGAAAUCUUGGAGAACAACUCUCCAUUACGGGAAGCAGAGAUCUAUUGACAGAUGCCAAUCGUUCCUCUAGAUCCUGCCGAAGAGUUAUGGUCAUUCUUGUUGCUAUUGCAGUGGCAAUUUCUACAAUCAUCGCGGCAGUGUUCAUUGGAAAAUACGUUUCGGAAUACCUUAGUGAUGAUAACAGGAAAGGUAAGUAUCAGAUGUCACUCAAUUUUCGCUAUUUAUCCAGAAUUCAACGAUAAGAAACAACAUAUUUGAACAAAAGAGAGAAUUUGGUCGAAAUUUCAGCACAUCGAUGUGUCAUUGUCGAUGUCCUCAGUAGUAGAAAGUAAUCAUGUCAUUUUCACGUAAAGCUAAAAGCUAGCGGACAAAAUUAAUCAAUAGAUAUAUGGACAAGACGAUAAAGUAAGUAUUCAGUUUGAUCAUGUAAAUGGUAAGCAUUAGAGAAGGAAACAUGUUAGGGUAAGAGCGAUAAGUUUUAAAUAUGCUUUGAAAAUCAAAGAAGCAAGCGAUCCGUUGACAGAACAUGCACGAGCACAUAAGUAGCUGUGAGGCUACUUAAGAGCAUUCCAGACUUAAGACUUAAGACUUAAGAGCAUUCCAGCAGAAAAUUUCAAUUGUAUAACGUUAUCUGCCUGUUUGAAUUACUCAGUGGGUACCCAAGCGUGCGUUUCUUACAACAGUGAUGUAGGCUCCUGAAUACAACCAAGAGAUACAAAAUGGCCUAUAAUGAGCAGAUGACCAUUGUUCCAGUCUUAACACAUAGUUUCAUCAGUUAGCUUUAGAUUAGUAAUAAAUUAGUCCUUUUAUGGAGCCUGGGAAAAAAUCUACAACAUUCCACGUAUUUUUAAAGGGAUCGUGUACAGUUCAAUUUUGGAUCAUUUGCGAUCCGCAUUAACUUUACUAAAACUGUUUUAUAACUUUUUCUUAAAAUAAUAAACAGCACUGCACGAAAUGAAAUACUGAAAACUUGUUUCAUGCUCCUACGCGUCUUAUCUGACAGCAGCAGGAGUUUAUACAAGUAGGUAAAUAAGCUUGCUCAGAUACGCACGGUUAAUAAGAUGACUAUUUUCGACUUUUAAUCAAAGAGUGAAGCAAAAGUGUGACAAAAGUGUUGUACAUGCGUGACAUUUUUAAAACGUUACAUAUAUGAGUACUUGUUUAAUGAUGGUGGUCACGGAUUAAGAAAUAAAUCUACGAGCUGAGUUCUUGUAAGUUUUGCACACGUAUUUCGGUUCUUGAGUCCAUGCUGUUUUGAUUUCACUUUAAUGGAGUCUUCAAUUGUAGAGUGUCACGAUAUCGAAUGGCAAGUUCACUCGAAUAAUUUGCUUUUCCUUAUGUAGGCCAGAAAAGAGAUUUUGUUUUGAUAUUUUGUUUUCUUUAACUCUAAAGUUCUUCGGACAACAAUCAGGCCAAAACGAUGUCAUACUUCCUCCCAGGGUUAAAGUUAAAAUGAAUGUUUUCAUGCUCUUGUGUUGUUCCUCUAUCAAGCUACCUUUUUCUACAUUACUUUUGUCCCCAGGCAUCGACGAGUGCAGCACUGGAAGCUAUGUGUGUGACAUAAAUGCGAACUGUACUAACACUGACGACUCUUAUAUCUGCGCCUGUAAGGAAGGAUACACUGGAGACGGGCAUUCAUGCCAAGGUAUGAUCAUUGCAAUUGACCAAGCAGAUAGUAGAAUAAAGUUUCCCUCAAACAAAAAAACUCUUUCCAUUAAAACUUAGAAAUUUGAUGCUUUUCUCUCUGUCAAGUAACGUUUUGGCAAUUCGUUUUUGUUUACAGAUGUCAAUGAGUGUAGCGAUGGCAACUAUGUUUGUCAUGUUAAUUCGAACUGUAAAAACACAAAUGGUUCUCAUAUUUGUACCUGUAAAGAAGGAUACGCUGGAGAUGGACAGUCAUGUCAAGGUGAAUAAGAGUAGCCUACACUAUUUAAAACAAGCAGUCUUGCUCAUAAGCUAUCGCCCAUGAAAAUUAGCCCACAUUUUAGAGGCCUGUUUUUACGCACUACUAUCGUAUUUCUGUCAAAUUACUUUUUAUACAUCACUAACGCUGCUAGAUAUCGACGAAUGCGACAAAGGAAGCCAUGAUUGUGACUUAAAUGCGAAUUGUACCAACACUAAUGGCUCUCAUAGCUGCACCUGUAAGGAAGGAUACACUGGAAAAGGAGAGUCAUGCCAAGGUAAAAAUUAGAUUAGACUUUGAAAAAAAGCAGAAUAACUGUUCAUCACAUAUAAUUGGCUUGCUAUCUAACAAAUUGGCUUAGAUUUUUUGUUCUCUAUUCAGUUACCCUUUGAAAAUAGAUUGUGUUCACUGAUAUUGAUGAAUGCAAUGAUGAUAGGCAUGUAUAUGAUUCUAAUGCUAACUGUACCAACACUAAUGGUUCAUAUAAUUGCAUCUGUAAGGAAGCAUACAUUAUAAAUGAACAGUCUUGCCAAUGUAGAUAAGAACAGCGACACGUAAUGUCGAGGAAAGCAGCUUUCCAUAACAAGUAUUGUUUUCGUAACUGAGGUUAUGAUCGAGAAGUAGUGUGGUGAUUUUCACGCCCCGAUCUCGUAUUUCUACUAAGUUACGGGUUUCGUCAUAUGCAUACAUUCACAUUUUUCGAAGGUUUAAAAUAUAAUACACGGGGAUAUUUUACGAGUUGUUCGGUAUAUUUCCGAGCGCGGAAGGAAAGAAGAUAAUUAAGAGCAAUGAGCGAAAUUUCUUCUCGUGUUAUAUGAUAAACCAUCGAAUAAGGGAUUUAUCAUUUAACCAUUACCUGGAAUAUUUUUCUCGAAUAUACGGCCACGCUGGGAUAACCGCCCCCCCACCCCACCCUUCCCUCCUUCACUUUUUUAAAUAGAGUAGAUACAAGGAAAAUCUAUUUCUACUGCCACACUUUUUAUGUAACUUUUCAACCUUCAACGACAGCGCAAUCAGUACGGCAGAAUAAUUUUAUUUUCCAUUUCAGUUUUUCUAUCUUCAUAUGCUUGCAGAGAAUUUUUUAUGUAUCAUCUAUUAUUUUGAUUUUAUGUCCUAUUGCCAAAGUAAUUUAAGAAGCGCCCCUCUCGACUAAUCGACAAAGCGCCCCUCUCUACAAACAAGUGCCCCCCUCCCCUCUCAUUUUUAGGGGAAAUUUUUAAUAAGCGCUCAAGUGCUCCUUGAAAAUGUCUAUUAUUUCAAUUAUUGAAGUACACACAAUAUCGCCCGAGGAACUAAAUAUGUAUCUUGCGGAGUUUAUUCGCUCUUUUGGACUUAAAGACAGAGAGGAUAAUGAAUCCUCAGGCUUAACAUGCCUUGUUUCAAGUAUUGAGAGGUAUUUUGUUAUUUUUUGCCAGCUGUCACUAUGUUGCAAUAUUUCUAUCGAGAAGGGAAAUUGAUAUGGCUUUUAUCUUUCAUGAUCGAUUUAUAAACCAUUGUCUGUUUGACAAUUAAAUGUUAUAAAAGAGGAUUUACUCUCCUUAUGUACAUGUAUACUAUAUAAUAAACCAAUACAUCACGUGUAGUCGGUCCGCACGGUAUAUAAACAAUCGUUGCUUUAUAUCAAAAAUCUUACUCGUUUGCUGCGUUCACUCCCUCGACUUCCGAUACUACGAUCUCGCGCGUGAAUACCAUAAAGACAGACUUUGCACGAAUUAUUCUAUAUCUAUAUCAUUUUUACUACCAGAUAUCGACGAGUGCCUCAAUAGAAUCCAUGCUUGUGACGUGAGUGCGAAUUGUACCAACAUUGACGGCUCCCACAAAUGCACCUGUAAGGAAGGAUACACUGGGGACGGACACUCAUGCCAAGGUAUAAUCAUCACAUUAGACUUAGCAAAUAGGAGAAUGAAGUUUCCCACAAAUAAAAAAAAAACUAUUUUUUUCAAAACUCAGAAAUUUAAUGUUUGUCUCUGUCAAGUAACGUUUUGGCAAUUCAUUUUUGUUCUCAGAUGUCAAUGAGUGUAGCGAUGGCAACCAUGUUUGCGAUGUCAAUUCGAGCUGUAACGACACAGAUGGUUCUCACAUUUGUACUUGCAAUGAAGGAUACACUGGAGAUGGACAGUCAUGCCAAGGUAAAUAAGAGUUGCAUACACUAAUUAAAACAAGCAGCUUUGCACAUAAACUAUCGCCCAUGGAAAUUAGCCCACAUUUUAUAGACCUGUUUUUACGCACCACUCUCGUAUUAUCAUUAGAUUACUUCUUAUACGUCACUUAUGUAAUAAUAGUGACAAUAAUAAUAAUAAUUAUAAUAAUAAUUAUAAUGAUAAUAAUAAUUGCCUCGUUAUGCGACAAACUGGCUAAUAUUUUUUUUCGUUAGUCAGUGAUCCUUUGCAAAUCUAUUGUGUUCGCAGAUAUUGAUGAAUGUAACGAUGAUAGUCAUAUUUGUGAUGCUAAUGUUAACUCUACCAACACAAAUGGUUCAUAUAUUUGCAUCUGCUAGGAAGGAUACAUUAUAAAUGGACAGCCUUGCCAACGUAGAUUAGAAAAGCAAUACUUCAUGUCGAGCAAAGAAGCUUUUCAUAAUAAGUAUUGUCUUCGUAACUGAGGUUAUGAUCAAGAAGCAACGUAAUGAUUUCCAUGCCCCUACCUCGUAUUUCUAUUAAGUUACAGGUUUCAUUAUAUGCAUGCAUUCACAGUUUUCGAAGAUUUAAAAUAUAAUACGCGCAGAUAUUUUUCGAGUUUCUUGGUAUUUUUCUGAGCGCGAAAGGAACGAGGAUAAUUAAGAGCAAUGAACAAGAUUUCUUCUCGUAGUAUAUGAUAAACCAUCGAAUAUAGGAUUUAUCAUUUAAUCAUUACCUGGAAUAUUUUUCUCGAAUAUGCGGCCACGCUUGGAUAACCCCCCCACCCCACCCUUCUCUCCCUCGCUUUUUUUUAAAUAGUUUAGAUACAAGGAAAAUCUGUUUCUACUGCCACACUUUUUUUAUAACUUUUCAACGUUCAACAACAGCGCAAUCAGUACAGCAGAAUAAAUUUACUUUCAAUUCCAGAUUUUUUUAAAUCCUCAUUUGCUUGCAGAGUUCCUUUAUGUAUUAUCUUUUAUUCUGAUUUUGAUGUCCCAUUGCUGAGGUAACUUAAGAAGCGCCCCAUUCGACUGAUCGCCAAAGCGCCCAUCCUACAAAUAAGUGCCCCCUCUCCCUCCCAGUUUUAGCCGAGAUUUUCAAUAAGCGCCCAAGCGCUCAUUGAAAAUGUCAAAUAUUUCAAUUAUUGAACUACAGGCAAUAUCGCCUGAGGAACAUAACAUGUAUCUUGCGGAGUAUAUUCACUCUUUUCAACUUAAAGACAGAGAAGAUUAGAAACCCUCAGGCGUAACAUACCUUGUUAUUGAAAAAGGAAAUUUAUAUGGUUUUUAUCUUUCAUGAUCGAUUUGUACACCAUUGUCUGUUUGACAAUUAAUUGUUAUAAAAGAGGAAUUUACUCUUCUUAUGUACGUGUAAACUAUAUAAUAAACCUAAUACAUCACGUAAAGUCUGUCCGUAAGGUAUGUAAAGACUCGUUGCUUUAUAUCAAAAAUCUUACUCGUUUGCUGCGUUCACUCCCACUGUUGUGGUUCUUUUUUAAAAGAACAGGAGGCGUAAAUUGUAAGACACACACACGUUUUAUUCCGAAGCAAGAAGAACACUAAACUAAAUCACACGUAAAUAAUGAUCAAUGCCUAUAUUUUAUAUGCGGUGACUUAGGUACUAAUAUGAUGACCGCUGGCCGGAAACGGAGGCCAGCCAAUAUUAUGACACUCUCGAUUUCGGAUACUACGAGCUCGUGCGUAGAUACCAUACGGACAGACUUUGCAUGAAGUAUUCUAUAUCUAUAUCAUUUGUACUACCAGAUAUCGAUGAGUGCCUCAGUGGCAGCCAUGCUUGUGACGUGACUGCAAAUUGUACCAACACUGACGGCUCUCACAACUGCACUUGUAAGGAAGGAUACACUGGGGACGGACAGUCAUGCCAAGGUAUAAUCACUGCAUUAGACUUAGCAAAUAGAAAAAAAAAAAACUAUUUCCUCAAAAACUUAGAAAUCUGAUGUUUGUUUCUGUCGAGCAACGUUUUAGCAAUAAUUUUUGAUCUCAGAUAUCAAUGAGUGUAGCGAUGGCAACCAUGUUUGCGACGUUAAUUCAAACUGUAACAACACAGAUGGUUCUCAUAUUUGUACAUGCAAGGAAGGAUACACUGGAGAUGGACAGUUAUGUCAAGGUGAAUAAGAGUGGCCUACACUAUUUAAAACAAGUAGCUUUGCACAGAAACAAUUACCCAUGGAAAUUAGCCCUCAUUUUAGAGACCUGUUGUCACGCACCACUCUCGUAUUUCUAUUACCAUACUUUUUGUAUAUCACUUAUGCUUCUAGAUAUCGACGAAUGCAACAAUGGAAGCCAUGAUUGUGACGUAAAUGCGAAUUGUACAAACACUAAUGGUUCCCAUAGCUGCACCUGUAAGGAAGGAUACACUGGAAAAGGAGAGUCGUGCCAAGGUAAAAUUAGAUUAUACUUUAAAAAAAAGCGGAAUAACUGUUCAUCACAGAUAGUUGCCUUGUUAUCCAACAAACUGGCUGAAGUUUUUUUCUCUAUUCAGUUACCCAUUGCGAAUCUAUUGUGUUCACAGAUAUUAAUGAAUGCAACGAUGAUGUUUGUGAUGCUAAUGCUAACUGUACCAACACUAAUGGUUCUCAUAAUUGCAUCUGUAAGGAAGGAUAUAUUGGAGAUGGACAGUCUUGCCAAUGUAUAUUAGAACAGCAAUACCUUAUGUUGAGCAAAGCACCUUUCCAUUACCAGUAUUGUCUUCGUAACUAGGCUAAUGAUCAAGAGGCAGUGCAAUGGUUUUCACGCCCCUACCUCGUAUUUCUAUUAAGUUACGGAUAUCAUAAUAUGCAUAGAUACACAGUUUUCGCUGGUUUAAAGUAUAAUACGUGCGGAUAUUUUACGAGUUGCUUAGAGUGUUUCCGAGCCCAGAAGGAACGAGGAUAAAAGAAGGCAAUGAGCAAGAUUUCUUCUCUUACCAUUGAAUAAGAGAUACAUCAUUCCACUAUUAUUAGGAUAUUUUUCUCGAAUAUGCGGCCACGCUCGAAUAACCACCCCCACCUUACCCUUCCCCUCCCUCACUUUUUUAAAUAGUAUAGAUACAAGGAAAAUAUGUUUCUAUUGCCACACUUUUUUAUAUAAUUAUUCAACCUUCAAUAACAGCGAAAUCUGUACAGCAAAAUUAUUUUAUUUUCCAUACGAAAAUAUUUUCCAUGUUCAUGUGGUUGCGGAGUUCCUUUAUGUAUUAUCGAUUAUUUUGAUUUUAUGUCCUAUUGCCGAGGUAACUUAAGAAGCGCCCCUCUCGACUAGUCGAAGACGCACCCCCCCUACAAAUAGGUGCUCCCUCCUCUCCCCCCCUUAGCCCAAGCGCUCAUUGAAAAUGUCUAAUAUUUCAAUUAUUAAAGUACAUACAACAUCACCUGAGGAACUAAACAUGUAUCUUGCGGAGUUUAUUCGCUCUUUUCGACUUAAAGACAGAGAAUAUUAUGAACCUUUAGGCUUAAUAUGCCUUGUUUCAAGUUCUGAGAGGUAUUUUGAUAUUUUUUGCAAGCUGUCAGUAUGUUGCAUUAUUUCUAUCGAGAAGGGAAAUUUAUAUGGUUUAUAUCUUUCAUGAUCGAUUUAUAAAUCAUUGUCUUAAGUCUGUUUAACAGUUAAUUGUCAUUAGAGACGAAUUAUCCCUCCUUAUAUACAUGUAAACUAGAUAAUAAACCUAACACUUCGUAAAAAGUCUGUCCAUAUGGUAUGUAAACAAUCGUUCAUACAUGAAAAUAUGCAGUGUGAUUUACAACUGUAGACAUGGCAGGUGGAGUGAAAUCCAAAAACGAACAACAUUUAUCCGGCGAAUCGUUAUUCUUAUGGCCAAAUCCAGUCCUCUGAAUGCGAUACAUCCAGUGGCUAUGUAUGUAUUGACCUCCAUGUUGUGAGUUGUGUCGAUCAGUAUUGAACUGAGACAUGAGAAGCGGCUGUGUUCACAGUCUAGAAACUGCACUUAUGUUAGUAAACUUGCACGUUACAAAUCUUUCCCAUCUCUAUCAACUGAGGACGUUAUCUUCUAGACAUUGAUGAGUGCAGUGAGGAUUUUGUCGUCAAGAUGAACGACUGCCAUCUGAAUGCCUCUUGCGUUAAUAUCCAGGGCUCAUACAACUGCUCUUGCAAUCCUACCUACAUUGGGAAUGGUUCUAUAUGUGAAGGUAAGUUUAUUAUUUUCAGUCUUCGUAACUUCAUAAUGUACGUCUAGUUAAAUGUUACCAAGGAGCGCGCAGUAUUAUUAGUAUUAUUGUUAUUACUAUAACUAUUAUUAUCAUUAUUAUUACUAUUUAACUUAAAUUUCUACAAUAUUUUUCGUACACCUAGAAACUCAAGAAAUGAACUUCUUAUAUUUUUCCUCCUUUUAUUUAUUUCUUUUUUAUUUCCAAUGUAAUUUAAUUAAGUUAAAGUAAAAUUGACCCCCUCCCUGUUUAGCAUCUGCUAUCUUUGGGUCAAAGGAAUGUGUUUUAUAUAUAUAAAUAUAUAUAUAUAUAUAUAUAUAUAUAAAUGUGGGGGUAGAGUCUACCUUAGCGUAAAGUGCUCAAUGUUGCGGUAGCAGAGCUAAGUAUACAUAAGUUAAAGAAUUAAAGAGGAUGCAUCGAUUCUCUGUUACUCUGAGUUUCCGCCUAAGCGCUCGUCAGACAGAACUUUAUUCGAAUAAAGUUUUGUCUGACGAGCGCUUAGGCGGAAACUCAGAUUAACAGAGAAUCGAUGCGUCCUCUUAAUUCUUUAACUUACGUAUAAAUAUAUAUAUGAUGAUGAUAUAAAUAUAUAAAUGAUGGUGAGGUGAAAGUGAGAAGUCCAUAGCUUCAAGUGAUUCCUUUGAGCUACGUCAUGAUAAAAAAGAUGAUAAGAUUACCCUUUCACAAUUAUUAUUGAACUUUUUAGCCGAUCCAUGUUAUAAUUACCGCAACCUAAGUGAAGCUAACAGACAAGUCAGUUACGUCACACCGCAUUAUUCAGAGUUAUGUGACAACUCACUCCCUGAGGGAUGGUAUCGUUUUGUGGGAGCUGCAGGAACAAAAAUGCCAACAACGCGUGUGCCAGCCUACAGAUGUGGUACAGUCUGGUCAGGCUGGUUGGAUGGUACUCAUCCUACAGUGGAAGAUGAUGAAGUUUCAAGAAAGGUCUGCUUUAGCGAUCGUAGCUCCGGUUGUAGACGUUCAAGCACAAUUUUCGUUAAAAAUUGUGGAUCAUUUUUUAUUUACAAACUUGCUCAGCAGCCUUUUUGUUCUUCCCGCUACUGUGGCACGGACUAAAUCCGAGUCUAAUAACUUCACAAAAUGAGAUACGCCAUAAAGAGAUUCUUGUGAACAAUGUACUUUACGACUUAUCGUAGCCCACUCCUUAUCGUAAUUGUUAAUACCAUCGUUAUAUUAGCUGGUGCAUAUUGCCAAUCUUUUUACGUCGGUGACGAACUGUUACAUGUUAUAUAUAUUAUAAGAGUUCUAAUGAUGCUGGGUAUCAAAUCUCAUUUGAUUGAUAAUUAAUGAGAACUGUCAAAGGUCCAGGUAGUGUCUUUAAUUAGAAAGUAAGUUUCUUGAUCCCAGAUACCGACGCUUCUGGUAUAAGUUGUCAUCCCAUAAAACAUCUGUUUAAAAGCUGGAUUAUUAGACAAUUACUAAAGUAUCUCGCCUCAAUGUUACCUUAAUACGUUUACUAUCAAUAAAUUCAUUAUCAUCUCUGGGUUAUUAAUUUAUCUGAAGUCUAAAAUUUUAUUAAAGGUAACAGAAGUAAUGGCUCCUUAGGUAAUUAAAGUGGCUGGAAACUGUUUUCCGAAACACCCAAAUGCUAAAGUUGUAUUCAAAGAGCUUGAAACCAACAUUCCUUCUUCAUAGUCGAACCAGUAUUACACAUGUGUUGACCAAAGGACUGAAGUUCUAAAUAGUGGACGUGGCAUAGCAAUCGAUAUUAUUAUACAAACGUCAUAGAGAAAUCCUGUUAAACAGUUUUUAGGGUCCGUCCAGGAAAUUUCUCGAUAUAUUUUACACAACUUCAGAGUUUUUCCUUCUGAGGAAAGGCCUCGCUGAUUAGUGCCUUUUAAUGAACUAGAAUUUUUUCGACAUUUACAUUUACCCCUUCACUCUCAUUGGUUUUCUCUUGCACCCUUGGUAUGAGGUCGCCUCUUCUUGCUAACUGUCUUGUGACUCUUUUUGCGCCAUUGCUUUUUCUAUGAUUUAGAGCUGAAUACCUUCCGUGUGACUUGAUACUUUCACGGAAUGGGGUGGACAGGCGGAGAAGUGGGUGAAACUUCCGCAAGUUAAGUCAUCUUUUAAUAGUUGACAACGGAAGCGAGUUUAUCCCCCCGGCCUUCCACUUCUCAUCCCAGUUUCUGGACCCCAAGGGUGCUCUCUAGAUAACGGAAUGCUUUAAAAGUAUGUUGCAUUUGCAUGAAAAAGGAUGGCUACUGAAACGAAGUCAACGGCAAUUCGGAAAAGUUUAUUUGGAUUUGGUGCACAGUUUUUGGAUGCCGUUGAGCCCGUGCAACCAUAUUUCGGAGAUAGGGUGGUUACCAAGCGCUGAACAUUGCUCGAGCUACAAUCUCAAGCCCAGGUUCAUUUUAGCUCCUUGUCAGCGGCUAAUUAUGGCUUACAAAUACAGGCGUUUGGUGUUAACUUGUUAAACUCCCUUAUGAAGUCUACGACAGUUAGACGAAACGCGUUGGAGAAUAAAGAAGUUUUACAGCUACUGUUCGCAGAGUGCUUCUCACUAGUUUAGUUUUAAAAAUAUAAUUUAAAAACUUUUUAAAAAAAUUUGACACCCCAAUUUGUUUGCAUAGACAGAGCAGAAUAUAAAAGUAGUACAUUGUGUAUAUCGCUAUUCUGAGUAUUGAUACAUGAAGAGGCCAUUAAGGUCAAUUGAGUAAAAUAAAUUUUUAGUUGAAGGCUUUUGACCAAUAUUUAGAUAAAAUUGAAGAUACUUAAUAUGGAAACUCCUAUUAAAUGGUUAAUUAGUGAGUGAAUCUACUGCUGUGACAAACAUAAUCAGUAGGUCAUCCAAGGUGAGUGAAAUUUGGGACAGCCUCGAUCCCAGCGUGCUUUGCAAAAUAAAAAAAAAAUUGAUUUGCUAUGAAGAUGCACCUUUAAAUAAAUAUCAAUGAUAUUUGAGAGAUGUUAUUGCAAACUGUACCAACACUAAUGGUUCUUAUAAAUGCACUUGUAAGGAAGGAUACAAUGGGGAUUAGAUUAGUCUAAACAGCUUUUGGCGUUAGUUAAUGACUAAGAAUCUAAACAGAUUUUCUUCUAUAUUAAGGUUUUUCUGGUAAAUAGUUUAUGUUAAUAGAUGUCGAUUAAUGUAACGAUAGACGCCAUACUUGUGAUGUUAAGGUGAAUUGUUCCAACGCCAAUAGUUCGUAUCAUUGCAUGUGUAAGGAAGGAUACACUGGAGAUGGACAGUCAUGUCAAGGUGAAAAAGAAUAGCUUACACCAUUGAAACGAGCAGCUUUGCUCGUAAACAAUUGCCCUUGAAAAUUGGCCCACAUUUCAGUGACCUGUUUCAACGCACUACUGUCGUAAUUCUAUGUAUUAACUUUUAUACGUUACUUAUGCUUCUAGAUAUCGAUGAAUACAGUAAUGGAAGCCAUGAUUGUGAUGUAAAUGCGAAUUGCAGAAUAGCUGUUCAUGACAAAUAAUUGCCUCGUGAUCCGAGAAACUGGUCAAGACUGUUUUUUCCUCUAUUCAGUUACCCUUUGCAAAUCUAUUGUGUUCACAGAUAUUGAUGAAUGCAACGAUUGCAGUCAUGUUUGUGAUGCUAAUCCUAACUGUACCAACACCAAUGGUUCUCAUAAUUGCAUCUGUAAGGAAGGAUACCUUGGAGAUGGACAGUCUUGUCAAGUAAGAUUGGAACUGCGAUACUUUAUGUCGGGCAUAGCAGCUUUCCAUAAUAAGUAUUGUCUUUAUAACUAGGCUCAUGAUCAAGAGGCAACGUAAUGAUUUUCACGCCCCGAUCUCGUAUUUCUAUUACGUUGCGGGUUUAAUCGUACAGAUUAAAAGAUAUAUUUUACAGGUUGCUUAGUAUUUUUCCGAGCCUGGAAGGAACAACGAUAAAUAAGAGCAAUGAACAAGAUUUAUUCUCGUAUUACAUUAAUAAACCAUCGAAUAAGGGAUUUAUCAUUCCACUAUUACUUGGAAUAUUUUUCUCGAAUGUGCGGCCACGCUCGGAUAACCUUAAGCCUUCUCCACCCUCGCUUUUUAAAAUAGAUACAAGAAAAAUCUGUUUUUACUCCCACACUUUUUUUUUACAACUUUUCAGCCUUCAACAACAGCAGGGUCAGUACAGCAGAAUAAUUUUAUUUUCCAUACCAGAUUUUUCUAUCUUUAUGUACUUGCAGAGUUCCUUUAUGCAUGAUCUAUUCUUUUGAUUUUUGUCCUAUUGCUAAGGUAACUUAAGUAGCGCCCCUACCGACGAAUCGAGGAAGCGCCCUCCCCACAAAUAAGUGCCCCCUCCACCCAGUUUUAGCCAAAAUUUCCAAUAAGCGCCCAGGCGCUCAUUGAAAAUCUCAAUUUUUUCAAUAAUUGAAGUACACAAAAUAUCGCCUGAGGAACUAAAAAUGUAUCUUGCGGAGUUUAUUCACUCUUUUCGACAUAAAGACAGAGAAGAUAAUGAACCCUCAGGCUUCACAUGCCUUGUUUCAAGUCAUGAAAGGUGUUUUGAUAUUUUUUGCUAGCUGUCAGUGUGUUGCAUUAUUUCUAUUGAGAAGGGAAAUUUAUAUUGUUUGUAUCUUUCAUGAUCGAUUUAUAAACCGUUGAUUUAUUUUUUAACAAUUAAUUGUCAUUAGAGAGGAGAAGAAUUUUGGUUCACGCCGUGCGAAAUGUUGGACAUAUAUAUAUUCCUUUAUCUGAAAAUCUGUCUGAUGAUCUCGUAAGGGUGAAACUCAGAGUCAGAUAAAAGUUAUGUCUUAUUGAUUUGUCCAACUUUCAGAUACGCAUACGCAUAGAGCACUAUACUGCAAGGAUAGACUAUAAUCAAGAUUUAUUUAUAUAUCCCUUUUUAAAUAUACUGAGUUAAAAAAUUCCGUCUCUCUUGCACUGUCUCCGCACCGGAGGCUUACUACAUUGCUGAUACUAAAAGGAAGGGUACUAUAUAUAACUCCGUUUUAACUUGUUCGUUGCUUGUUACAAAUCUUUACUAUAUCUCUCAACUGAGGACGUUCUCUUUUAGGCAUUGACGAGUGUAGUGAGGUUUAUGGCGUCAAAAUGAACGACUGCCAUCCCAAAGCCUCUUGCGUUAAUACCCAGGGCUCAUACAACUGCUCUUGCAAUCCUUCCUAUAUUGGUAAUGGUUCUAUACGUGAAGAUAAGUGCCAAUGUACGUCCUGUUAAAUGUUACCAAUGAGCGCGCAGAGUUGGUAACACGUAUAUUCGAUAAAGGGAAGCAUAAAUCCGUGUAACCUAAUACGCUAAGAAAUUAAAGUCACGAUGAAAAUUUCUCUGCGCUAAUGUAAUUUAACUUUGUAGGCGAUCCGUGUUAAAAAUGCAAAAAUCUGAGUGAUGCCACCAGAAAGAGCAGUUACUCAACACCGGUACAGGGACUAGCCUUUUUAUCAGGGGUGGUGGGGAUGGUUAGGGUAUUUGUCUUUGACUGGAAAAGUUUUGGGAUAAAUCAUACAUGUUACUCACCGGAGAACUCACGAAACUUGGAAUAGUUUUUAAUUCUGAAAAAGAACAGUUGAAAUUUUUUUCUUGUUAUAAUUAUAAUUAUUAUUAUUGUUUUAUUUAUCAUUAUCAUUAUUAUUAUUUAACUUUAAUUUCUACAGUAAAUUUCUUACACUUAGAAGAUCAAGACCUUUUCUCCUUUAUUUAUUUAUUUUUUUGAGCAUCUUGAGUAUCUUUUAAUGUCUUUUUACGUGAUAUUUCUUCAUGUCUGUAUUAUUUUCAUAAUUGUGAUAAGAAAAGUAAUUUCUUUCUCUUGUGACGAUAAGUUUUCGCGCCCCAAAACUGGAAAAACUGAAUCUUCGCGGACGGCACAAUAACAACUGGGGGGAAUAACUCGAUAGAGACCACUUGGCAGCGAGAACGGAAACUCGUCACGAUUUCCUGGUACACGGAGAUCUACUUCGAGCGAGCUAAUACGGACGUCAAGGAUAAGACAAUCUUGGGUUCCACAGUACUUUUAUUCUAGGUCAGGCCAACAAGCGACAUGACCUCUAGCAUACUCUAGCUUGUAAUCAUCGAAGCUGUACAAGGUACUUGCUUAAGAAGUAACUGGUGUGAGGUGCUAUUGUUACACAAAUCGUAAUAUUUGAAUAAGGACACAAAGGAGCGGAAAAAAGUCUCUUUGAAGUUAAACGAAAACUACUUAAAUAUUCCAUCUGUUUCUACGACGGAAAGAAUCUCAAAAUUAAAAAAGACGGAUGCAAUAAACUCUAGGCCAUUAAAGUAGGAAACCUAGGUGCGAUUUUACAGCUCUGAUAUAGAAAACAAUACCUAUCUUAAUUGCAGUAGCGCAGCUCAGGAAAUAAAAAAAACGGAAAAGCAAUUAAAAGUUUCUACUUAUUUAUGUAAGGUUGGUUUGGAAACCAUCUCAUGAAAAGAAAUCAAAUUUACGACUAUAAACUCAGCUCCUAUCUACCAUGAAAACCAAUGUUUCCAGAAAGACCAUUAACACUUACAUUUACCUAAAAAACCCAUGUAAUAAAUGACAAAAGUGCCGACAAGCAGGUGCAUAUGAUGAAAGCGAGUAACAACAAAAAUCUAUUCAAAAGCUACUGUGGUUUUUAUGCAUUUUUUGAUUUAUUAAAAUGAAAGGAAUUGAAAUGAUUAAAUGUGAAAGUUUACGAAUAAAUAUGUUUCGAAUAACACACACGGGAAAAGUCAGUAAAUUUUCCCGUAACACUCUUUCUUUUUUGUUAUUAUUAUUUAACUUUGAUUUGUAGCCGAUCCGUGCUAUAAGUAUCAGAGCCUGAGUGAUGCCACUAGAAAAAGCAAUUACAUAACACUCGUUGAAGCGUCGCUAUGUGACAAGCUACUCCCAGGGGGCUGGUAUCGUUUCGUAGGAGUUACUGGAACUAAAAUGCAGAGAACGCGUGUGCCAGCAUACAGAUGUGGUACAAUGUGGUCAGGCUGGUUUGUUGGUGCUCAUCCUGCAGUGGAAGAUGGUGAAAUUUCCAGGAAGGUCUACUUUAGCGAUCGUUCUACAGGUUGCAAAUAUACAAUCAAGAUUUUAGUUAAAAUGGUGGAUCAUUUUACAUCGAAAAACUGGCUCAGCCCCCUAUUUGUGAUUCCCGCUACUGUAGCACGGACUAAACAUGAGUCUAAGAACUUCACAAAAUGAAAUACGUCAUAAAUAGGUCCUCGUGAACAAUGUACUUUACGACUUACCGUAGUCCACUCCUUAUCGUAAUCCUUAAUACCAUCGUCAUAACCUGGUGCAUAUUGUCAAAUUUUUACGCCGGUGACGAACUGUUAAAUGUUAUAUAUAUUAAGAGUGCUUAUGUUGGUGGGUAUCAAAUAUCAUUUACAUCAUUUACGAAGACUUCUUGCCUGCAAAAAAUGAUAAGUGAAAACUGUCAAAUUCACCUAACCUUUCCAUCACCUUAUACAUUGUUUACUGAUAGCAUUUUACAUUUUUGACAAGUUGCUUUAUUAUUUCAUCAAGAGUUCUAACACGCCCUCGUAUUCAAUAAACUGUUCUAUUGUUCAUCGGUUUGGUCGGAUGCAGCAACUGCACAUCUACUUAAGCUUCAAGCUGUACAGAACUUCGCCGCCCGGAUCAUCAGCAACACCAGGAAGUUCGACAACGUAACCCCAAUCUUGAAAGAUUUACGCCGGCAGCUCCCAGUCAAAUCGCAGCUACACUAUCGCGAUUCCGUACUUGCAUUCAAAUGUAUGUCUGGUCUAACGCCCUCUUAUCGUGCCUUGCUUUUCUUAAAGCGAGGAGAGGUAAGUGGUCGCGUCACUCGAAAUUCCCACCUUCUUAAUUUUCCCUUGUUUUUAGAGCGCUAUAGAACAAAAGACCUUUUCAUAUCGGACAGUUUUGUUAAAGCCGUGAUUUAGACAAUGAUUUCAAGCUGUAUAAUAUUGUAACUUAAACAUUGACAGUUUUUACCAGUAGAUUCUUGUGCGCUCCUCCUCUUUCUUGGGACUCUCUCCAUUUCCCAUGCCCCUAGCCAGUUGAUGACUUGCGCUGGGUUGGCGCGAAAGUUGUUCCUGUUGUCGUUUUCUUUCUUUUCACUUUCUUUUAAUGACGGCGGCUUCUAGAGUCCUGCGGUUAGUCGCUACUUACACAUGCAUAACGGGGAGUGAUAAUCCCGCAAUAAAGUGCAGAGUUUUAUCGACGUUUCGAGGUUUUGAAGAAUUAAGAAGUGGGUACUAAAAGAAAGAGAGGAAAAAAGGAAGAAAGGAAGAAAGGAAGACGGAAGAGGAAAAUGAAAGAAAGCGAGAAAAAAAGGCAAAGCAAAGAAAAACUACUCAUCAGCUAUUUUCUUUGGACAAGGAGAGGAAACCGAGUUCCUAACGUACUGGAAAUACCUAAAAGCAACAUGUGGCUCGAACAAUCGAGAUUCAAGGUCACAUUUAUGCAUAAAACAUCACGCAUGUGACGAAACUGAAACUCGAAACUGAAAGACACGUCGACAAACAGACUUUUAGAAUUGAGAAAAUGCUGUGUUAACCUUUCAUGAUCAUAAGCUAAAACUUCGAAUGAAGGGACUCAUCUGCCUGAUGAUGUUUUUACGCCAGUAACUUUGUUUCUCAGCAUCUUGAUUGUGAAGUUAAUCCUGCAUCCACGCCUAGAGAUCUCAUCUGAGAUGACGUCGUCAGAAAACGAGACUAUCUCUUUGGAUCAUAUCCAUCCAAAACCUGCAAAUCUUGGAGAACAACUUUCAAUUACGGGAAGCAGAGAUCUAUUGACAGCUGCCAAUCGUUCUUCUAGAUCCCGCCGAAGAAUUAUGGUCAUUCUUGUUGCUAUUGCAGUGGCAAUUUCUGCAAUCAUCGUGGCAGUGUUCAUUGGAAAAUACGUUUCGGAAUACCUUAGUGGUGACCUUGUUUCUGGCGCACAGCUGUUUUCAAACGAGGCGCUCAUCAUUUUUAGAACCAGCAUGUUUACCAACACGAGGAUCCUUCUUUGCAAAAGCGCCGAAUUCGUGUAACUAUGUUGAUGAUACAAGAUAUAAUGAUCCAAGGAAUGAUUUCUAGUUUUUGCGAGAGCAUGUAUUUGAGUUAUUUUCGUUUUCAAUCAAACGCGUGGCAAGAUGAGGGUGUGAUAUUUUUUCUCUCACAAGUCUCACAACGAAGAAGGUGCGAGUUUUUUUUUAUUUAUCUUUUGCAAAAAAAAGCAGGUCCUGCUUAAAAGUAAGUCUCUCUCAUUUAAAACUGUCAGAGUUUUACAGCGGAUUUUAACAAUCUUUGUUAAAAGUAAGGAGCUGUCAACAGCUUCUCCAAAUUUUCGUAGAGAGUAGGCGCUGGCGCAGAGCUGUUUUCUAACGAAGGGCUUACUUUCUGGAACCAACAAGUCUACCUAGGAAGAGGAUUCCUGUUUUACAAAAGCACAGAAUUCUUGCAACGAUGUUGAUGACACAAGAUGUAUUGAGCGAGGAAAUUAUCUCUAGUUUUUGAGAAAACAUCUAUUUUGAGUUAUUCUCGUUUUCAGUCAAACGCGCGGCAAGACGAGAGUGUGAUAUUUUACUCACAAGUCUCACAAUGGAGAAGUUGCGAAUUUUUUGUUUUUGGCUUGUUCUGUAUUCUCUUUCGGAGAAAAAAAAAGCAGGUCUUGCUUCAGCUUACAUAGUUUUACGAUGGAUUCUAACAGUCUAUUAAAAUUAUAAAGCUAUCAACAGUUUUCCCAAAUAUUCCCUUUGUAGAAAGCGGACGUUCGGACUUUAUGUUUGUUCUCAAUCAACCAAGGCGGCAUUUAACGAAUCAAGGAGUGUGAUUUUUUUCGCGUGUUAAGUUUUUGCUGGGCUUAUGCAUUUACGCUAAGGUAAGCAAAUUAUGGGAGGCGAUUGCGCAGCGCUUUAUGCAAACUAAGAAAAUAGGAUAACUUUCGUAGCGCGAAAUUCGAUUGCCCUAAAAUUUGGUAGAUGAAUCUGAGGGAUGUGAUUGAAUACACGUAACCUGUUGAGCAAAAAAAAAAGGAAGAAACUAGCAGAACAUGACUAUGCGAAAAAAAUCUCAUCUCCUGCUAUCACACAAAAGGAUGAAUAAGUAUCAAUUAGAUGUCGGUUUUUGUAAACACAAAAAAAUUGUGGGAGGAGAUUAUUCACUUUUUCUUGCUUACGAGGCGCGAAAUUUAAAUAUACUCGGAUUGAAUAGUCGAGUCGAAUGGGAGAUUGACGAACGUGUGCAACUAUUUCCACUCGCCAUUGUUUUUUUUUAACUCCUUUCGUUGAAUUGAAAUACGGAAAGAGAAAGAUACCCGUAAAAAUACAUGAAUUAACGACGCGCGAGGCUUCGGACGUUAUUACCAGGUUUAAAUCACACGCUAGAGGAAGGAGAAUAUGAACCUUUUUGUGCACGUCAGGAACAAAAUCUCAUUCACCCAGCGCGAAAUUUAAAUACCCGCACAUUAAACAAUCGAGCAAAUGACGAUAGUCUCCUACAUGAUUCAACGGCGUGGUAGGCUUCCGUCGUUAAUACCAGGUUACACACGCUCUCAUCACUUUUGUAUCGCACAGUGAGCCUCUAAUUGAAUAUAUCUUUCGCCAGUUUUAAACAAUGUAAAGGAAAAAAAGGUGACAUCUCUUUACUUCAGAUACGAAAGCUACAGUCGCCCCACCAUCCACCCCACCGUGACUAUUUGCAUCCUUAAAAAUCUACCAGAAUCACCCCCACGGGGAGGAUUUGUCGUAUCAUCAGUUUUGCCGAUGGUUUAAAUCUGCCGCUCGUAUAAUAAUCGGAAAUUUUGAAAAAUCCCGCGUGUAUUUUAAAGCUGUUUCCGCCAUUGUUCCAAGGUAGCCAUAUACGGUCAUUGUAAUUGAUAAACAAAGCCUGCUCAACUUUCAGGUGAUCCGCUUUUCUUAAUACGAGUAUCAGAUGUCACUCAAUUUUUUGUAUUUAUUCAGAAGUCAACAAUAAAAACGACGUCUUUGAACAAAAGAUAGAAGUUGGUGGAAAUUUUAGCACAUCGAUGUGCCAUUGUCGAUGUCCUAGUAGUAGAAAUUAAUCGUCUCAUUCUUACGUAACACCAUAAGCUAGCGGACAAAAUUAAUCAAUAGAUCUAUGGAAAAGACGAUAAAGUAAGUAUUCCGUUUAUCAUGUAAAUGGUAAGCCAAUAAAGGAAACAUGUAGGAGCACUUUCGUCCGCGUUGUCCAAACCUUGCCAGAUUGAUUUUUCAAAUUCGAUAUCACAAUAUCGAUAUCGAUAUCAAAAAAUUUUUACCGUUUUAUCGAUAUCAAAAGCUUCGUAAAUUUAAAAAAGAAACCAAUUUCUAAAGAAAUCGUAAAGCUGGCGUUUUUGUCCUCUCAUCGAUGUUAGAGUAUGAGCGAUAAGUUUUAAACGAGCUUUGAAAUUCAAAGACAAGCGAUCCACUGACAGAACACGUACGAGCACAUAAGCAACUGCAAUGCUGCUUAAGAGAAUUCCAGACGUAAGCUUGCCUAGAUACGCAUGGUUAAUAAGAUGUCUAUUUCGACUUUUAAACAAAGAGUGAAGCAAAAGUGUGACAAAAGUGUCGUACAUGCGUGACAUUUUUAAAACGUUACAUUUAAGAGUACGUGUUGUGUAUGAUGGUCAUAGAUUAAGAGCUAAAUCUACGAGCUGAGUUCUUGUAAGUUUUGCACACGAAUUUCGGUUCUUGAGUCCAUGCUAUUUGAUGUAGAAGGCAGAAAUAGCAGCUCUAAUUUCACUUUAAUGGCGUCUUCAAUUGUAGGGUAUCACGAUGACAAAUGGCAAGUUCACUCGAAUAAUUUGCUUUUCCUUGAUAAUUUAUUACUUAUAUAGCGCAAAAUACAUGUGGAUAUGAUCUAAUGCCCUUGUGUAGGCCAGAAAGGAGACUUUGUUUUGAUAUUUGGUUUUCUUAAACUCAAGAUUGCACUGAGUUAUAAGUUCUUCGGACAACAAUCAGGCCAAAACGAUGUCAUAUUUCCUCCCAGGGUUAAGGUAAAAAUGAAUGUUUUCACGCGCUUGUGUUGUUCCUCUAUUAAGCUACCUUUUUCUACAUUACUUGUGUCCCCAGGCAUCGACGAGUGCAGCACUGGAAGCUAUGUAUGUUACAUAAAUGCGAACUGUACUAAACUGACGACUCUUAUAUCUGCGCCUGUAGGGAAGGAUACACUGGAGACGGGCAUUCAUACCAAGGUAUUUUCACUGCAUUUGACCUUGCAAAUAGCAGAAUAAAGUUUCUCAAAAAUAAAAAAAAACUCUUUCCAUUAAACUUAGAAAUUUGAUGUUUUUUUCUCUGUCUAGUAACAUUUGGCAAUUAAUUUUUGUUCACAGAUGUCAAUGAGUGUAGCAAUGGCAACCAUGUUUGCCAUGUUAAUUCGAACUGUAAGAACACAAAUGGUUCUCAUAUUUGUACCUGCAAAGAAGGAUACAUUGAGAUGGACAGUCAUGUCAAGGUGAAUAAGAGUAGCCUACACUAUUUAAAAUAAGCAGCUUUGCUCAUAAGCUAUCGCCCAUGAAAAUUAGCUCUGAUUUUAGAGGCCUGUUUUCACGCACCACUAUCGUAUUGUUUUAAAAUUACUUUUUAUACAACACUAACGUUGCUAGAUAUCGACGAAUGCUGCAAAGGAAGCCAUGAUUGUGACAUAAAUGCAAAUUGUACAAACAUUAAUAGCUCCCAUAGCUGCACCUGUAAGGAAGGAUAUAUUAAAAAAAGGAGAGUCAUGCCAAGGUAAAAUAAGAUUAGACUUGUCAUCCAACAAACUGGUUAAGAUUUUUUUCUCUAUUCAGUUACCCUUUGCAAAUCUAUUAUGUUCACAAUGCAACGAUGAUAGCCAUGUAUGUGAUUCUAAUGCUAACUGUACGAACACUAAUGGUUCUCAUAGCUGCAUCUGUAAGAAAAGAUACAUUAUAAAUGGACAGUCUUGCCAAUGUAGAUUAAAACAGCGAUACUUGAUGUCGAGCAAAGCAGCUUUCCAUAACAAGUAUUGUCUUCGUAUCUGAGGUUAUGAUCGAGAGGUAGCGUAAUGAUUUUUACGCCCCGACCUCGUAUUUCUAUUAGGUUUCGAGUUUCAUCAUAUGCAUACAUUCACAUUUUUCGAUGUUUUAGAAUAUAAUACGCGCGGAUAUGCAGUCUUGCCAAUGUAGAGUAGAACAGCAGUACUUGAUGUUGAACAAAGCAGCUUUCCAUGACAAGUAUUGUCUUUAUAACUGAGGUUUUGAUCAUGAGGCAGCGUGAUGAUUUUCACGCCCUGACCUCGUAUUUCUAUUAAGUUACGGGUUUUGUCAUAUGCGUGCAUUAAAAUUUUUCGAAAGUCUAAAAUAUAAUAGGCGCGGAUAUUUUACGAGCUAGACGCUAAACAUGUAUCUUGCGGAGUUUAUUCGCUCUUUUCGACUUAAAGACAGAGAAGGUUAUGAACCCUCAGGCUUAAGAUGCCUUUUCUCAAGUAUUUAGAGGUAUUUUGUUAUUUUGGGACAGCUGUCAGUAUGUUGCAUUAUUUCUAUCGAGAAAGGAAAUUUACAUGGUUUUUAUCUUUCAUGAUCGAUUUAUAAACCAUUGUCUGUUUGACAAUUAAAUGUUAUAAAAGAGGAUUAACUCUCCUUACGUACAUAUAAAUUAUAUAAUAAACUUGAUACAUUACGUUAAGUCUUCCCUUACGAUAUAUGAACAAUCGUUGCUUUAUAUCAAAAAUCUUACUCGUUUGCGUUCACUCGCUCGACUUCCGAUACUAUGUACUACAAGAUAUUGAUGAGUGCCUCAGUAGAAGCCAUGCUUGUGACGUGACUGCGAAUUGUACCAACACUGACGGCUCCCACAACUGCACCUGUAAGGAAGGAUACAUUGGGGACGGACACUCAUGCCAAGUUAUAAUAAUAAAAUUAUACUAAGCAAAUAGCAGAAUGAAGUUUCUCACAAAUAAAAAAAAAUCUCUUGCGUUAAAAACAGAAAUUUGAUGUUUCUCUCUGUCAAGUAAAGUUUUUCAAUUCAGUUUUGUUCACAGAUAUCAAUGAGUGUAACGAUGGCAACCAUGUUUGCGAUGUUAAUUCGAACUGUAACAACACAGAUGGUUCUCACAUUUGUACCUGCAAGGAAGGAUACACUAGAGACGGACAUUCAUGUCAAGGUAAAUAAGAAUACCCUACACUUUUUAAAACAAGCAGCCUUGCACAUAAACAGAAAAGAAAAGAGCUAUAUGCGGAAGGUUUUACUUUUAAGAGCAGGAUUUGAUUUUUUUUUUAAAUUCAAAAUCAUUAUUCUUAUUUGCAAUAUUCAUUUUUUUAGUUUCGACGGAUUCUCAGGGGAUGGUUGUUACGUAGGAGGAGCAACUCAAAGGACACAGUCUGCAGAUGCAAUCAUUUCACGCAUUUUGCUGUCUUAGUUGACUUCAGAGGCGACGCGGAGGCAUAUUUUUCCUUUUUAAGGUACUUUACUCUCAAUAAAUAAGUGUCAUGCUCCGCGAAAAACUCUAUUGUCCAUUUUCACUUUUGCCACAGCUCUCCAAGAAGGACGUUACUAUUCUGGAGAUAAUCACAUACGUCGGAUUAAGCCUUUCCAUCGUCGGAAUACUUUUGACCAUAACGCUGUAUUCUUUUCUCUUGUAAGUAUACUGCUUCCAAACAAUCAGUGUUGCGCUUUCUUACAUGACUUUCACGAUGUAAAAAUCAGGCCAGUACGUGCAUAAAUAGAUUAGAUAACUCUAAGCGACUGAAGUAAAACGCAACCGUGCUAAUUUUUAGAAUCAAAUGCGCGCAACAGAUGUUGAGCACAGCACUAUCACAGAGUGUUCAGAUUCAUCUUCCUUCAGUCUCUCGAAACAACCAGGGAACGUUUUCAAAAUAGCUUUGGUAUUAAGUUUCUAUUGAUUUUCUUCCUCUGCUUGACUCAUGCUUUCAAUUCUUAUUAUUGCUCUUCACUUGUGUUUCUAUUGGUUCCUCGAGCUUGCUCCCUGGCUUUGUUUUGCUUUUGUUUAUGCACUGCACAUAAACAUGAUAUUCACUUUUACUAGAGAUGUUCGACAACCACUACCUCAAUUACGACUUGACUUUGUGUGCCCCUCGGAGCUGGACAAAUCAUCUUUCUCUCUGGAAUAAACGCCACAGGAAAAAUGGUGAGUGGCUAUAUAUUAUUGGUGGAAUUCCUUCAAAGACGUCAUUCUUGAACGAAACGUGAAACCAAGAAAAAAUGAAUUUUCUGGUCUUUCCUCUCCUUUCUUUUGCAGACAGCGUGUAUCACAUCAGCAGUUCUUAUGCAGUAUUUCCUGAUGGCCGCUUUCUGUUGGAUGCUGGUAGAGGGAAUUUAUCUUUACCUUCUUGUUGUGAAAGUUUAUAAAAUCAGCGACAAGAUGUAUAUUUAUCACGUCGUGUCAUGGGGUAUGUUAGUUGUACAAUUGUAUUUAUUAUGUUGUUGUGAAUUAUUUUGUUAACGAACUGUAUCAUUUGGAUCGCUAUAUGAUUCUAAUUUGUGAUAGGUUUGCCCGUCAUCGUGGUGGCCAUUUCAUUAAGCAUAGCAGCUGGAGCAGCAGAUGGGAUACAGAGCUACAUCAGUGAUGACUAGUGAGAUGGAAUUUUAAAGUUUCUUUUUCUCCCCUCAACCCUUUUGUAUACUUUUUUGUUGAGGUUUUGACUUGAUUUCAUCUUUUCUUUCCCCUCUUCAUUAUCAUAGUGAGUCUGCCCUCUAUUUCCUUUGAUUCUCGAAACCUUUUAUCCUUUUAGGCCAGCUUCUGACAUAUAUAUUUUUUGUUAUAGAACUGUUGCUGUUCAUCGUUGUUUUACAAUAAACGUUUUAUAAGUGAACGUUUAAUAGUUUGUCGCACGAUGUAAGAGUCAAUCUACUCAAUCGUGUAUCGAUCGCGAAAUCGAGAUCAAUAGACGAUUUAUCAACUUGACUCUUACAUUGUGAGAAAAACUAUUAAAUGUUUAUUUAUGGUUAUUUUCAUAGUAUGGAUGUUACUCUCUGUCUUCCCUGUCAGGAAGAUUGGGAAACUGAAAUCCACCAGUAUUUAAAAUUUUUUGCGCUCUUUUUUGAUGUUUUUUUUCCUUUUCCUUCUUAGUUGUUGGAUGUCCUCAACUAACAAUCUGAUCUGGAUAUUUGUCACAUUUGUGGUUAUCGUUGAAGUUGUAAGUUUCAGAUUUGAACCAAUAUUUUUUCUUUUGACGUUGUCAUUUGCGAUUCUGGUUUGAGACAUAAUAUAUGUAACAGCCCUACCUCAAUAGAACAGUGUUUUCAUCUCUCCUCUUUCAGAUUAACAUUUUGAUUCUCACUCGAGUCAUAAGGGAGAUGACCAAAAUGCAGCCAAGAGGAGGAAAGCAAAUUCAGCAAAUACGGUAUGAACGAUUUCAAAAUUACGAUUAAAAGACGGAGAGUUUGUGCCGAAUAUUAGAUCAAAAUAUUAUCAAAUUCCUACAUUUGAGACCUGGUAAUAUUGAUACAUUUUUCAAUUUUUUAAUGAUAUUCGCUUAACGUUAUGGAGAAUUCUGAUUACCAGAAAUAUCCUUGAAGAAAAGAUACAAAUUAAUAAAUCCCCAUAUCUCAAAUUAUCAUCCUCCUUCAGACUUGGCAUUAGAACAUGCGUCGUGAUGACUCCCUUGCUGGGUGUAACGUGGUUAUUUGGAUUCCUUUCGCCUGCACACAAAACUUUCGCCUACAUUUUCACCAUACUCAACUCCACUCAGGUGAGUUUUAGUCCGACUAGUUUUUUAUCCAUUUAAAGAGUUUAGAUUACGAUACAGUAAAAAAUUUUUGCUAUGAUAAUUGCAAAAUAAGACAUACGAUGAUAAAGUUAAGAAAAAAGAAAAAAAAAGAGAAAAAUACUUUCUGCUGCUUUUUUGUCAUUCUCGUAACUUAAGGGGUUAUAUGGUGUGAGUGACUGAACUUACGUCACUGUACUCUAAGAUAUUAAAACAAAAACUAAAAAGAAAACAAACAAAGAAAACAAAACCUCUCUUUAUCUAACCCUGAAUUGCAUACUGUUUAAAAAAAUGACACUGAAAACGAGUUCCUUUGUCUUUUAAGGGUUUCCUGAUUUUCAUUCUUCACUGUGUGCGAAAUGGUCAGGUAAGUUUAAUUUUAAAAGAAUAAAUAUGGUAUAGAUAAUGAGGUUUUAAAAAUUUACUAUACAAGUGUAAAAGGAUACAUUGGUAUGCCUUCUUUUCCUUAGAUUAGAGUAAGAAAAAGAAAGCUUUCAAAUUACUUGUUUAUCUGCAGAUUAAAGAGCGAUUCAAUAGAAAGAUGAGUAUCAUUUUUUCCAUCCCAAAACAUUGAAUGGAUUUUUAUCGAUUACUCGCUUUUACUAUGCACCUGCUUGUCGGCACUUUUGUCAUCUAGUACAUGGUUUUUUUUAGGUAAAUAUAAGUGUUAAUGGUCUUUCUGGAAACAUUGGUUUUCAUGGUAGAUAGCAGCUGAGUUUAUACUCGUAACCUUAAUUUCUUUUCAUGCGAUGGUUUCCAAACCAAUCUUGUAUAAAUAAGCAGAAACCUUUAAUUGCUUUUUCGUUUUUUAUUUCCUGAGCUGCGCUACUGCAAUUAAGAUAGGUAUUGUUUUCUAUACCAGAGCUGUAAAAUCGCACCUAGGUUUCCUACGUUAAUGGCCUAGAGUUUAUUGCAUCCGUCUUUUUUAAUUUUGAGAUUCUAUCCGUCGUAGAAACAGAUGGAAUAAUUAAGUAGUUUUCGUUUAACUUCAAAGAGACUUUUUCCGCUCCUUUGUGUCCUUAUUCAAAUAUUGCGAUUUGUGUAACAAUAGCACUUCGCACCAGUUACUUCUUAAGCAAGUACCUUGUACAGCUUUGAUGAUUACAAACUAGAGUAUGCUAGAGGUCAUGUCGCUUGUUGGCCUGUCCUAGAAUAAAAGUACUGUGGAACCAAGAUUGUCUUAUCCUUGACGUCCGUAUAAGCUCGCUCGAAGUAGAUCUCCGUGUACCAGGAAAUCGUGACGAGUUUCCGUUCUCGCUGCCAAGUCGUCUCUACAGAGUUAUUUCCCCCAGUUGCUAUUGUGCCGUCCGAGAAGAGUCAGUCCUCCAGUUUUCCAGUUAGCGGGCGAAAACUUAUCGUCACAGCAAUUAAGUCUUGAAAAAAAAAAAGGCAUAUGAGAAAGUAAUCUGGAGAACUUUAUAAUCAAUUUACUUUAUCAACUACAGUAAAGAUAGUGCAGUCGUCACGUUUCCGUGUAUGGAGUGAUGCUUCAAUGACACAUCUUCAAGAUAGUCGAGACCUCUAACACACUUCAGUGUCUUAAGGCCUGUAACGACGAGAAAAGAUGUCAAAGCUUCAACUUCGUCGUUUCCAAGAGCAUCUGUGAGAUGAAUAACCGCACCAAGGAAGCCAGACCUGAAGACUUCGUCCCUGACUCUGAUCGGUAUUAUUGUGGAAGAGUUAGAAACCGAGGUUUGUUAUUAGUAAGAGAAAGAGCGAAAUUAAAACAUUUCGAGAGAGAGAUGCUGACCUUUCUGCUAUAGCUGAAAGCAGGCUUUGGACAAUAUUUUUUAUUGUUAUUUGUACCCUCGAACAGAAAGUUGAUCUCGAUACUAAAAGUUAUCUUUUAAGUAUGUUUUGUGUAACUGGAAUGUUUUAUUCAUUAUCAUUAUCUAGUUAUUUAAAAAUUUCUUAUACAUUUAUUUAUUUAUUUAUCUGUUUCUCUAUUUGUUUGUAUUUUCUUAUCAAAAUCCUUUACUUUUUUCGUAGUUUAAGUUCUGUGAAUCAUCCGCAACUGUCAGUUUCUUCUUUCAGAAACUUUACUGUAAACAUAUUCUUGUCAUUGUUCAGUUCCACUGGGAUCCAUUCCCGAGCUUCCUGCUGAAUCGUGUAAAGAAAUUAAGGCCAGUGAAGGAGAACAAGCGGUCAGCGGCAACUACUGGUUUAAAUCAGAUCUACUUAAAUAUGCUGUUUUGGUUUACUGCGAUAUGAAAACAGAGGGUAAAGCAUAAACUUGCAAAGUGAAAUCGAAAUCAAUCAUUAUUCAUUCUUUAAUUCACUGAUAAAUGCAAUCAUUUAUUUUCCUCACUCACUCGUUCAAUUUCUCCCUGGAUGAAUGCAGGGAACGUUCAGUUUUGUUCCUUUCUAUAAAAUUAUUAUAAUAAUAAUGAGAUGGUUAUGGGAUUUAGCAGUGGACAUUCCACGAGGUAGCCCUUCUUUGAAAAGUUUGUUUGGAAAACCAGAGGACCCGGGGAAAGAUUUGCGUAGCUACGACGAAAACCAACAACAAACUCAACCCACACGUGACACCAGGUCUGGGAAACAAACCUGGGCCACAACGUUGGGAGUCGAGCACUCUCACCACUGCGCCAUCCCAGCUCCUCCAGAAAGAAACAGAAUUUUGAACUAAUUGUUUACGUUACAAUUGCUAUUAAAUUUGUGCUACAGGUAUUGACGAGUGCACUCAUGGAAUCCAUGACUGCCUCAACGAAUCGGCAAACUGUUUUAAUACGGUUGGAUCGUACAACUGUGUUUGUAAAGAUGGUUACCAGGGCGACGGAAAAACCAUUUGCACGCCAGAGGGUUAGUAGUUUAGCAGCACAAAAGUUAUAAAUUGUGACGAUGAAGAGCUUUAGUUUUGCUUAAUAGUUUUUUCUUUUAUAUAACUAUUUAGAAUGUUUAAGCUUCUCACUUCUGACCAGUGGAACAAGGAAAACUACCUACGACACAUCCCCGGGAAAAGAAUCUUGCGACAACGACCUCAGUGCGGGCUGGUUUCGUUUCCAAGGAGAUGCAGGAACGAAGAUGCCAGCCAAAUGUGUACCUUACAAAAAGUGUGGCACUGACUCCACGGGUUGGCUAGACGGUUAUCAUCCAACAGUAGCUGAUGGAAAGGUCAGGAGGACGGUUUGCUUUCGGGAUCGUACAGACUGUUGUAAACAUCCAUUUUAUAUUAAAGUGAGAAACUGUGGAUAUUUCUAUGUUUACCAACUAACGUCACGAACAUCCUGCAGCCAACGCUAUUGUAGCACUGACUGAUAAUUAUGCUAGGAUCAACCACAGAAAGGUCUAAAAAUAACAGAGACUAAGUGAAGAGGGGGUAGGAAGGAAGGAGGUGGUAUCGUAAUUUGAUCUCAAUCAUUGAUAAAGACUCAAUAACGUCAACUCAGAAGGAUCUAAUCAAAGAUAAAUGGAUAGAAAAGAAAAAUUCCUAAGAAAGAUGGAAGAGCGGCCCCACUUUAAACUUGCCAUUGUAGAUCAUCGUCUAAAGGGUAGAGUUAGCUUUACUAAACAGCAAUCCAGGUUGUUAAAGUCCAAAAUGGCGGAGAGCACAUGAUUAUACUUCUCAAAUGACUGUCUUAAUCCAAAGUGAUAUAAUUUAUAGCACAUAAUCUAGCCAGGGAAAAUUCUUUAUCAUCUUUCCUUUAAGUACUGAGUUACCAGGGGCGCUCUCCUCUCCCUUCUUGAACGCAACCGGUUAACAAACAGCAUCUAUCCUAGAGCAAAUGUGUAAGUUUUGCAUUUCGACGUUCAACCAUUGUGGCACAAUUAAAGGAGGAGAAGGCUGGGUGAAUAAGGCUCUCUUGUGUUUCAGUAUUUUGAGAAUUUGAACAUCACUGGAUAGACUUGUGCAAAUAAGGCUUUGAAACAAAUUUAUCGGUUGUUCCUAGCCUGUUACAUACGCUGUUGAGGAACCUUAAAUUUCAUCAAAUCGUAGUAAACUUAUUAGUUUAAAUUAUGGGUCAACACGCAUUCCUUGACCGAAUAUUCGCCACCAAGAGUUUGAGAAUAUCCCUAGUAAGAUUUUCUUGCGGAUUAUUUCCUAAAAUUAGGGGGAAGCAAAUUGUGUUGUUCAUAAUGCUACGAGAAGGGUAUUUUCGAUUUUCAAAUGUAGGCUUUUUAUGAACACGCUGUCAGAAAGAAAAUUUGUCAAAAUAAUUACGGGAUGGUGAACCUUUAACUGAAACAUUGGGCCUGUUGUGGUUCUUUACAUGGACAAUACACGGCGAAUUCUUGAAAGAGUUCGUCGAGGGUAAAUUUUGAUUAAAGUUUUCCGUUAAAAUGUGUAAGUUGUAAUAAAAAAGACCACAUUUCGAUGUUUACUUAACGUCAUUAUAAAGUCAGUACAAAAAACUUAAUAUACAUUGUAUGAACACAAUAUAAAAAGUAAAACAAUCAGUAAAUAAUCAUAUCAAGAAGAAGAAAAAAUUUAAGUGUUAACUUUGGUCUCAAUUCCUAAUGAGGAGAAUUUAAAAAAUCAGGCAGUCAAUCUUUGAUCAUGUUGUUUAAUGCGUUGCUAUAGAUGUCGAGGCGUGUAUAUUUUGCGUCGGUAGUUUACGGUUUUUUUGUACUGUUUUUUGGUCAAAUCAUAUCUCAAACUUAUUUUUUUGAGGAUUGCAGCUCAAUUACUAGAUUUAGGCAAACAAGAAAGACGAGUUAUUAAUGUUAUCAACAGAAUCGUCCAGAUGAGUUUCCCCCGCAGUAAUUCUUGUAAAUAGUAAAUACUGAAUAUUUAGCUAAAGGUUUAGUUUAAUGUAACAAUAGUGUAGCAGAAUACGUUGGGCAAAUGUUGCCCAGAGCAACUACCUUAAUCUUAAUGAAUUUUAAGUUGUCCACAUCUAAGGCACAACCUGUAUGUCUGAAGAAUUUUUAUCUGGCUCUUAAUCAUUAUUGCUUCUGAAGAUAUUUUGCCUCCAUAUCUUAUUAAAACAUUUCAUUUCAAAUAUUAUGUUUACUAAUUAUGGCCGGAACGAAGCCAUGAUUAAUUAGGAAAUAUGUAAGAUCAUGCAGAAUUAGUUUUUUAAAGAUAUUAUCAAAGAUAUGGAGCUUGUAUUAGACCCGGUUCUCAAAACUCCGAAUGUUGAACUACGGAUGAACUUCCCUUGUUUAAUAAUAAAUGAGAAUCAACUGACAAUCAUGAAAAUAUUCCCUUAAAUAGCACUUUAAAUCUUCUAUUUUGGAAAAAAUACAAAUUCCAGAUGCGAGAAUAUUAAAAACAAAAGACAGGAAAAUAACACGAAAGGAAAAAAUUAAAAAAACCGCUCAAACUUGCGAAAAAAUCUGAUUUUGUGGUUGGUUUGUGACGUUUCGUUCAUGCCAGGAGUCUCAUCAGACAAUUUUCGGAAUGAUCAAACAAACUUGUUGAGGUAACUUAAGAAGCGCCCCUUUCGACUAAUCGCCAAAGUGCCCAUCCUACAAAUAAGUGCCCUCUCCCCCUCCAAGUUUUAGCCGAAAUUUUCAAUAAGUGCCCAAGCGCUCAUUGAAAAUGUCUAAAUAUUUCAAUGAUUGAACUACAGACAAUAUCGCCUGAGGAACUAAACAUGUAUCUUGCGGAGUAUAUUCACUCUUUUCAAGACAGAGAAGAUUAGGAACCCUCAGGCUUAACAUGACUUGUUAUCGAAAAAGGAAAUUUAUAUGGUUUUUACCUUUCAUGAUCGAUUUGUAAAUCAUUGUCUGUUUGACAAUUAAUUGUUAUAAAAGAGGAAUUUACUCUUCUUAUGUACAUGUAAACUAUAUAAUAAAUCUAAUACAUCACGUAAAGUCUGUCCGUAAGGUGUGUAAAGAAUCGUUGCUUUAUAUCAAAAAUCUUUCUCGUUUGCUGCGUUCACUCCCACUGUUGUGGUUCUUUUUUAAAAGAACAGGAGGCGUAGAUUGUAAGACACACACACGUUUUAUUCCAAAGCAAGAAGAACACUAAACUAAAUCACACGUAAAUAAUGAUCAAUGCUUAUAUUUUAUAUGCGGUGACCAAGGUACUAAUAUGAUGACCGCUGGCCGGAAGCGGAGGCCAGCCAACAUUACGACACUCUCGAUUUCGGAUACUACGAGCUCGUGCGUAAAUACCAUACAGACAGACUUUGCAUGAAUUAUUCUAUAUCUAUAUCAUUUGUACUACCAGAUAUCGAUGAGUGCCUUAGUGGCAGCCAUGCUUGUGACGUGACUGCAAACUGUACCAACACUGACGGCUCUCACAACUGCACUUGUAAGAAAGGAUACACUGGGGAUGGACAGUCAUGCCAAGAUAUAAUCACUGCAUUAGACUUAGCAAGUAGAAAAAAAAAGCUAUUUCCUCAAAAACUUAGAAAUCUUAUAAUUUGCUUCUGUCGAGCAACGUUUUGGCAAUUCAUUUUUGUUCUCAGAUAUCGAUGAGUGUAGCGAUGGCAACCAUGUUUGCGAUGUUAAUUCAAACUGUAACAACACAGAUGGUUCUCAUAUUUGUACAUGCAAGGAAGGAUACACUGGAGAUGCUGGAGAUGGACAGUCAUGUCAAGGUGAAUAAGAGUAGCCUACACUAUUUAAAACAAGCAACUUUGCACAUAAACAAUUGCCCAAGGAAAUUAGCCCUCAUUUUAGAGACCUGUUGUCACACACCACUCUCGUAUUUCUAUUACCAUACUUUUUGUAUAUCACUUAUGCUUCUAGAUAUCGACGAAUGCAACAAUGGAAGCCAUGAUUGUGACGUAAAUGCGAAUUGUACAAACACUAAUGAUUCCCAUAGCUGCACCUGUAAGGAAGGAUUCACUGGAAAAGGAGAGUCGUGCCAAGGUAAAAUUAGAUUAUACUUUAAAAAAAAAGCAGAAUAACUGCUCAUCACAAAUAAUUGCCUUGUUAUCCAACAAACUGGCUGAAGAAUUUUUUUCUCUAUUCAGUUACACAUUGCAAAUCUAUUGUGUUCACAGAUAUUAAUGAAUGCAACGAUGAUGUUUGUGAUUCUAAUGCUAACUGUACCAACACUAAUGGUUUACAUAAUUGUAUUUGUAAGGAAGGAUACAUUGGAGAUGGACAGUCUUGCCAAUGUAUAUUAGAAGAGCGAUAACUUAUGUCGAGCAAAACACCUUUCCAUUACCAGUAUUGUCUUCGUAACUAGGCUAAUGAUCAAGAGGCAGCGCAAUGGUUUUCACGACCCUACCUCGUAUUUCUAUUAAGUUACGGAUAUCAUAAUAUGCAUAGAUACACAGUUUUCGCUGGUUUAAAAUAUAAUGCGUGCGGCUAUUUUACGAGUUGCUUAGAGUGUUUCCGAGCCCAGAAGGAACGAGGAUAAAAGAAGGCAAUGAGCAAGAUUUCUUCUCUUACCAUUGAAUAAGAGAUACAUCAUUCCACUAUUAUUCGGAAUAUUUUUCUCGAAUAUACGGCCACGCUCGAAUAACCACCCCCACCCUACCCUUCUCCUCCCUCACUUUUUUAAAUAGUAUAGAUACAAGGAAAAUCUGUUUCUAUUGCCACACUUUUUUAUAUAACUUUUUAACCUUCAACAACAGCGCAAUCUGUACAGCAGAAUAAUUUAUUUUCCAUCCGAAAAUAUUUUCUAUGUUCAUGUGGUUACAGAGUUCCUUUAUGUAUUGUCGAUUUAUUUUAUGUCCUAUUGCUGAGGUAACUUAACAAGCGCCCCUCUGGACUAGUCGACGAAACACCCACCUUAAAAAUAAGUGCCCCCUCCAUCUCCCCAGUUUUAGCCGAAAUUUUCAAUAAGCGCCCACGCGCUUAUUUUAAUAAUUGAAGUACACACAAUACCGCCAAAGGAACUAAACAUAUAUCUUGCGGAGUUUAGUCACUCUUUUAAACUUAAAGACAGAGAAGAUUAUGAACCCUCACGUUUAACAUGCCUUGUUUAAAGUAUUGAGAGCUAGUUUUUUUAAUUAUAUUUUUUUUUCUUGGUGUCAGUGUGUUGCAUUAUUUCUAUCGAGAAGGGAAAUUUAUAUGGUUUAUAUCUUUCAUGAUCGACUUAUAAACCACUGACUUAAGUCUGUUGAACAAUUAACUGUCAUUAAAGAGGACUUUUCUCUCCUUCUGUACAUGUUAACUAGAUAAUAAACCUAGUACUCACGUACAGUCUGUCCGUACGGUAUGUAAACAAUCGUUGGUUUACAUCACAAAUCUUACUCGUUUACCGCGUUCACUCGCUCGACUUUCGAUACUACGAGCUCGUGCGUAAAUAUCAUACAGACAGACUAUGCAUGAUUUAUUCUAUAUCUAUAUCAUUUGUACUACUAGAUAUCAAUGAAUGCCUUAGUAGAAGCCAUGCUUGUGACGUGACUGCGAAUUGUACCAACACUGAUGGCUCCUAUAAUUGCACCUGUAAGGAAGGAUACACUGGGGACGGACAGUCAUGCCACGGUAUAUUAGAUUAGACUUAGCUAGCAUCAUACAAAGCUACUUUCAACAAUAUCCAGGGCCUGCCCUUAAAUUUCCGUACAUGAAAAGAUGCAAUGUGAUUUACAACCUCAGACAUGGCAAGUGGAGUCAAAUCCAAAAGUGAACAACAUUUACGUGUAGAAUCGUUACUCUUCUGGCCAAAUCCAGUCCUUCGAAUGCGAUCCAUCUAGUGGCUAUGUAUGCAUUUACCUCCAUAUGGUGUAUUAUGUCGAUCAGUAUUGAACCGAGACAUGAGAAGUAGCUUUUUUCACAAGCUAGAAACUGUACUUAGCAAACGUAAGUUAACUAAGUCUGGUGGCUGGAAUGUAUUUGUGUACAAAAGAAAAACUGAUGUUGAGCUAAGUUCUCGAAUGAAAAAUUGCAAGAUUUUUGAUUCACGAUGUGCGAAAUGUUUGACAUGCAUACUUCUUUAUGAAAAUACUGCGCUAAAAAGUUUCUGUCUUUCUUGCACUGUCUCCACACUGGACGCUUACUACAUUGCUGAUACUAAAAGCUUGACGGGUGCCAGAUAUAACUCGGUCCUAACUUGUUCUUUACUCGUUACAAAUCUUUACCAUAUCUCUCAACUGAGGACGUUCUCUUCUAGACGUUGACGAGUGUAGUGAGGUUCAUGGCGUCAAAAUGAACGACUGCCAUCCUAAUGCCUCAUGCGUUAAUACCCAGGGCUCAUACAACUGCUCUUGCAAUCCUACCUAUAUUGGGAAUGGUUCUAUAUGUGAAGGUAAGUUUGUUAUUUUUAGGCUUCACAACUUUGUAACUCGAUAAUAUAUGUCUUGUUGAAUGUUACGAAACAGUGCGCAAAGUUGAUAAUACAAAUAUUUGACAAGGGGAAGCAUAAAUCCUUGUCAUCUUAUACGCGAAAUUACUGUAACUCUUGAUUCGAUGCGAACUUAAAUCAUCUUUAACCUAUUUUGGGAGUGAGGGGAGGGGAUAGCUUGGGCAUUUGUUCUUGUUUUGACUGGCAAAGUUUUGGACUAAAUUAUAUGCCUAAUAAAAAUAAUUUACCGUCCGUAAAACUCACAAAACUAUGAAAGUUUCCAACCUUAAUGCUACGUUAUUAUUAAAAGAGCGAUGAAAAUUUCUCCUCGUUAAGGUAAUUUAACUUUGUAGGCGAUCCGUGUUAAAAAUGAAAAAAAACUGAGUGAUGUCAUUAGAAAGAGCAGUUACUAAACACCGGUACACGGACUAGCCUCUUUAUCAAGGGUGGUGGGGGUGGUUAAGGCAUUUAUCUUUGACUGGAAAAGUUUUGAAUUAAAUCAUACAUGUUACUCACCAGAGAACUCACGAAACUUGCAUUAGUCCUAAAUUCUGCGGGUUUCUUGAGGCUUCGUCAUUGUGAAAAAAAAAAGUGAAAAUUUCUUCCGUUAUCCUUAUAAUUAUCAUUUAACUUUAAUUUCUACAAUAUUUUUCGUACACUUAGAAACUUAGGACCUUUACUCCUUUCGAAUGAAUGUCUUUCAUUUUUCUCUUUUUAUUUUUUUCGUUUCUGUAUAUUUCCAGUGUAAUUUAACUAAGAAAUAUAAGAAAUUGGAAAUCAAAAUGAUGGUGAGGUGAAAGUGUCUCUAGCCUCAAAUGAUUCCUUUGAGCUACAUUGCGAUUAAAAUAACAGCGAAAUUUCCCUUUCACAAUUAUUAUUCAACUUUUUAGCCGAUCCAUGUUAUAAUUACCGCAACCUAAGUGAUGCUAACAGAAAAAGCAAUUACGCCACACCGCUCUCUGGUCCAGUAAUUUGUGAUUACUCACUCCUCGAGGGAUGGUAUCGUUUUGUGGGAGCUGCUGGGACAAAAAUGCCAACAACGCGUGUGCCAGCAUACAGAUGUGGUACGGACUGGUCAGGCUGGUUGGAUGGUGCUCAUCCAACAGUGGAAGUUAGUGAAGUUUCCAGGAAGGUCUGCUUUAGCGAUCGUUCCUCCGGUUGCAAAUACUCAAACACAAUUUCAGUUAAAAAUUGUGGCUCAUUUUACAUCUACAAACUUGCUCAGCCCCCUGGUUGUGAUUCACGCUACUGCAGCACGGACUAAAUCUGGGUCUAUUAAACUUACAAAAUGAGAUACGUCAUAAAUAGAUUCUUGUGAACAACGUACUUUACGACUUGCAUAUUGGCAAAAUUUUACGCCGAACUGUUAAAUGCUAUUAUUAUUAAAAGUUCUAAUGAUUGUGGGUAUCAAUUAUUAUUUAAAUCAUUUACGAAGACUUCUUGCCUGAAAAAAUAAUAAGUGAAAACUGUCAAAUCCACCUAACUUUCCAUAACCUUCUACACUGUUUCAUAGCGUUUUACAUUUUUGACAAGUAGCUUUAUUAUUUCAUCAAGAGUUCUAUCACUAUUGGAUGAAUUAUCCUAUUGCAAUGAUGGGAUGAACGAGCACUUUCCUUAAAAAAAAUCAAGUAUGAAAAAAAAAAAAAAAAAAAGAACAGUUAGUACGUAGACAAAUAGGAUCUCUCUACAUAAAAAAAUUUGCUUAGUCAUACGCGUGUAACUUGCGUCUCUGUGCUUCGAAAUAAACUGACCAAAUAACUCGCCUUAGUGUUAUAACAUUAGUUACGAAGACUUUUGUCGACAAAUUAAGUAUUACAGAAGAAAAAAAUAGAGAGGUCGAAGACAAACAAGUUUGUAGAAUAUUCAUUUCGAAUGCCUAAGUCCAGCAACUUUAGAGAUAAUAGCUGAGCAGGGAAGUCUAGAAUGUUAUUGUUACGUAUUGAAAAAUAUAUUGAAUGAAGUAUUUGACUUUGUACCACCUCGAAAAAUUACGACUCGAGGAUACGGGAUAAAAGGUCACUGGGAUAUUUAAUUUUUUAAUCACAGCACCUUCUGUGUUUAAGGAGUUAAAAAAUGUUUCGUUCUCCCGUUCCCCCGUUCUCCUGUUCCUCCCUGUUCUCCCGUUCUCCCGUUCUCUUACUCCUCCCUGUUCUCCCGUUCUCCCGCCCUGCCGCCCUCCUGCCCUGCCGCCCUCCCGCCCUGCCGCCCUCCCGCCCUGCCGCCCUCCCGCCCUGCCGCCCUGCCGCCCUCCCGCCCUCCUGCUCUCCCGCUCUCCCGUUCCCCCCAUUCCUCCGCUUCUCCGUUCUCCUGUUCUCCUUUCCUCGUUCUCCGAUCCUUGUUUUCCGUUCCUCGUUCUCCAUUCCUCCUUCUCCGUUCCCCGUUCUCCGUUCCUCCUACUCCGUUUCCCAUUCUCCGUUCCUCGUUCUCCGUUUUUCGCUCUCCGUUCCCUGCUCUAAGUUUACCGUUCCCUGUUUCCCCGCUCCUCGAACUUUGUUGCCCGUUCUUCGUUCCUUGUCGGAGUAACAUCCUACUACUGCUAUGAUACAACAGUGGUCAUUUCAAACAGCGAUUUCCGAAACAUCUCAGUGCCGUGAGCACUCUUAUAGGAAAAAAGAAUCUUUGUAUUCUUAGAAUUACCCUCGACCGAAAAAAAGUUUCAGACUGGUUUAUACCCGGGGGAGUUAACUGGUGAGCUGUUGCGAAUCCUGUCAGCUAUAAGGGUGCAACAGAAGAAAAAAAAAGAUCAAAGUUCAUAGCUUAGUCUCUCCUUCGAAAGUUUAAGGCAAGUUUUAUGUGCAUUAGGAAAGUUGGUAUAAUCGAGAUAAAAAGUGAAGGAUGCAAUGCGAUUCACUGUUUCACGAGUAAAAAUAUUUUCUUGAUUAAUUUGUAUUUCUGUUUUCAUGUGUACGAUAGAAUACCAGGAAAAUGAAAUUAAAGAGCCCGAUGAAAUAUUUCAAGAAAGUCAGCCGGUCAGCCGUGCGCCCACAUAAAGUGUUCUUGAUUUGGUUGAUCAUGGCAAAAGGAAUUUUUGUUUUUGUCGUAAGUUCUGGUUUUGUUUGUUUGGUUUUUUUAAUUUUCUCGUUAAAGCCAAUGUCAAAUUUUAAUAGAUUUUUAGCUUAGCAGUCGAUUCGUGCCCAGCUCGGACCUCUACUCACGAUAUUUUAGUAUUAUCUAUCGAGUUGAUAACGUAAAUUAGCCACCGUGAAGAGUUAAAAAGCAUUUCGAGCGUUAGGCCUACGUCCAAUCGCUCUGACGAAGGGCUAACGCCCGAAACGUCAGUUUUUUAACUCUUUGCGGUGGCCAAUUUACGUUAUCAAGUUAGUUGAUAAUACUUAAUUACCCUGUUUUACUCUCCACCGACGCAGCACCACAGUUUCUUUGGAAACUUAACCCCUUGCAGAGAAUUAAGGUAAGACUUAAGCUAAAGUAAGACCGGUUUUUAGUGUUAAAUAGCAAUAUAAUCAUUUUGGAUCAGAAUGAGAAUUAUUAAAUGUACCAAAUGUAAUAAAAUAUGUCAUCUAGAAUGUAACGAGGACACACUCUCAAAUGUAAUCAACUGACACUUUUAAAUACAGUUCCAUUUAAGCCUUAAACCUGAGUUCACGCGACAAGGUAAUGUCGUUAAUAAGAAAGCCCGACUAAAAAUCAUCCACAAUGAGUCUUGGCGCUCUCACAUGAUAGUUAAAUCACAUAAAUAACACCGCUAGCUGAAGAAUCACGUUAUGUCACCGCGUUUAUUGCGCCUCGUGGUUGUUACAGAUUGAAGCGAACUCCCUUCGGUCUAAGCGACGCGAGCUAAGCCUUUCAGAGGACGAUGGACAAAAUUUUGUUUUGCGUCCAGGAUAUCCACAUUUCAGUCAAUGACGUAAUAAUUUAUGGCAAGACCACGGCCCAACUGGCUCAGCGGGCCCGCAUGAUUUUUUAAUCGAAAUCGCAAGUGUGAAUUUGGGGCUGAGCAAAUUUAAAUUUUAGGCCUUGCUGUCUCUGAAAAAGGAAUUGAACCUGAUCCAGCCUAAACGGAAGCAACAAAGCUACACCUUCUCCCGACGACGUAUCCGAUCUUCUGUUGUUUCUUGGAACUUGUGGCUAUGUUUCUAAGUUUAUCCCAAAUUAUGCAAACAUAGUCGAACCAUUUCGAAAGCUCACUCGGAAAGAGCAGAAGAGGUCAUAGGGAAAUGAGCAAGCAGAGGCAUAUGAAGCCUUGAAAGAAGCACUGUCUGGCGCACCAGCCUUGGCUUGCACGCGACCUGCAUAUUGCUAGGAUCAGCAAUGUCGAAAGCGUAAUGUUUAACGUAACAUUACGCUUUCGACAUGACUGAUCCUAGCAGUAUGCAGGACGCGUGUCAUAUGAAAUUCGUAAUAGACUUCGCUCACCGUGGAGUCUCUGUGGCUGAGGGGUUAGAGCAUCGGAGCGCGGAAUCCGAAGGUCUGAGGUUCGAUUCCUCAUGGAGACUCAGAAUUGUUUCUUUGUCCCACCCUCGUGACAAGACGAAAAAAAAUCUUUCUCACAUAAGAUUUGUUUUCACAUGUCAGAACUUCAGGUUGUCACCCUCUCUGAAAUGCGCUCCGAAACCAGCAAUAACAUCACGCUGUCCUAAUUACUUCAUUACAAAUUCAAUGCGGAAAAUGGUCGCUGACGGAUGAUCUCAAACCGUAUAGUGCAAUAAGAGACGAAUUGUCUAAUUUCAAAGGAAUUGUUCUCGGAGGAAACAGAAUUGUUGUGCCACAGUCGUUGCGGAAAAAAAUUCUGAAAUUAGCAUACGAGGCCCAUCAGGGAAUCGUCAAGACUAAAAAAUUCUACGAACUUGUCUUUUAUUGGCCUGGUAGGGAUGAUACAACAGAGACUGUGGUGAAGAAUUGUCAAGCGUGCGUUGUUAAUCAGCCUCUUAAUAAGUACACGCCGCUUCAACCAAACCUUUACCUCGUGGUCCUUGAGUAAAAGGUCCACUGGAUCUCGUUGGUCCAAUCGAUGGAAAAUCCAUUUUGACUUAUAUCGAUUAUUAUGCUUUUGUUCAAUCGCGAACUUCGAACCAAACAGCAUUAUCGGCACUCGAUCGCGAACACUGGUCAAAAUGCAAUUUGUAGCAAACGCGUUAGAAGGCAUAUCACGACAGCAGGCAACAUACAGAACCGCAUAAUUCAGAUAUUGGCGAUCUCGUAUUUUGUGUCAACAUGAAGCCAGACGAACUAGAUUCAAAUUUCUCUGCGGCCAAGCUCGUAAUUAUUGAGACCAAAGCAAGAGACACCUUUGGUUUAGUCAAUGUGGACACGGUUACCACUUUGAGACGCGAUGCGAAGUUCUGUUGCGAACUGCUAUCUACUAUAGUCAUCCGAUCCUGCUUCACCCUGCGAAGUCUACCAACCAGGGAUCGUUUAGCAGGGAUAAUAAGAGAGUAGCUAAGAGUUUAAUCGUUUAUUUACCUCGGUUGGAAAGCCCACUGUUGAUAAAAUAAUUCAUUGGCUUUGUCGAUAUAAUUUCGACCUCUCAAAGCCAGCUUUGUUCCAUCGAAACACCCAGAGGCCAAUUAAUUCAAUUUUAAGAGAGUGGAAUGCUCACAAGUCGCACAAGUUGUUCGUUCAAUGUCAUUAAACAAGUCGCCUGGGAUUGAUAAACUCCCUACUUGCGUGAUUAAAGACAGCCUCCCCGCUAUCCUGCUGGUUAUUAAAAUCAGUAAUAAACGCUUCGCCUACUAGCGACAUUUUUCCGCGUGCUAGGAAGAUUGCUGAGGUUCAAGUUCACCGAUCUUAAAAGAUGGCGACCACGAGGGACCAAACAAUAAAAGACCCGUCUCUCUUGCCCAUUCUGUGGAAGAUAUGUGAGAGAAUUGCUCUCGGUCAGAUCGUGCCUUAUCUAGAGUCGAAUAAAAGAUAAUCCGGCUACGCCGCAGAGUGGUAACAAGAAACAACGCUCAAGAAAGACUUCACUAAUAAGUACUACUAAAACCAUCCUAAGCGGCAUGGACAAAAAGAAAGUAAGUCCGGUUGUGUUAUUGGAUAUAAGUAAGGCAUUUGACAGCAUAAACCAUGAAAUUCUGCUGAAUAAAUUUCAGGACGUUAGCUUUUCACCCUUUCACAUCACUUGGUUUAACAAUUAUUUAUGUGAAAGACAUCAAGUCAUCCGUGUAAAUAAUGAACUAUCAGAACUAUCUACCCGUGGAAAGUGGCGUCCCACAAGGCAGUAUCCUACGGCCUAUCCUACUUAGUAUCUACGUGAACGAUCUAUCAUCUGUAUUCCGGCAUUGUUUAUCUGAAAACUACUUCUCUGUUAUUAAUGGUGAUUUCCUCAGAAUUCUAAAUUGGUGCUUCGAUAAUCGUCUUCUUCUAAACCGACAGAAAAGACACAGCUCGUGCUAUACCGAAGUCGCCAAAUACUCUCUAACAUCCCUGACGUCCGUUUGUCGUUUUUGGGGAAAGAUCUUAUACCCGCAAAAGCCGUUAAAGAUCUUAGCCUUACACUUGAUCUGAACCUCACAAUUUAGAAUCACAGCCUUAAAACUAUUUCGUCCUGUAUGCCCAGCCUUGCUCAAAUCAGUCGUGUUAAGCAUAUGUUUGAUAAAAAUACUCUAAUGACAAUUAUUAAAGCCCUCGAAUUCAGUAAACUGUUUUGUUGUUCAUCCGUUUUUUCAAAUGCAGCAACUACACAUCUACCUACGCCUCAGGCUGUACAGUACUUCGUCGCCCGGAUCAUCAGCAACACCAGGAAGUUCGAUAACGUAACCCCAAUCUUGAAAGAUUUACGCCGGCGGACAGUUUUGUUAUAGCCGUGAUUUAGACAAUUCUUUUAAGCUGCGUCAAUCUAACUUUAGUUUUAAAAGAAAAUUGAGAGGUUUUACGUAAAUUUUUUACUUCUCAACAUAUUGUAAUUUUAAUCGUGUUUUGUUGUAAUUUUACAGCGACUGUAUUGUAGUUUUUAGAUGAUGAAUACCGAAAAGCCCUCCUAGGGAGUGUUGAUAAAUUUUUUACGGUAUUGUAUUGUAAUUUAAAAGUUGAAAAUUUUUACCAGUAAAUUCUUCUGCGCUCCUCCUCCUUCUUGAGACUCCCCCCACUUCCCAUGCCCUUAGCCAGUUGAUGACUCGCGCUGGGUUGGCGCGAAAAUUAUUCCUGCUGUCGUUUUCUUUCUUUUCAUUUUCUUUUUUAGAGUCCUGCAGUUAGUCGCUAGUUACACAUACAUAACGGGGGUUGAUAAGCUCACAAUAGAGUGCAGAGUUUUGUUUUCGAGGUUUUGAAGAUUUAAAAAGUGUGAACUAAACUUUAGUAAAAAGGAAAAAAGGAAGAAAGGAAGAAAGAGAGAGGGAAGAGGAAAAUGAAAGAAAGCGAGAAAAAAAAAGGGAAAGGGAAGAGAAAACUACAAGGAAAAGAAACCGAGUUCCUAACGUACUGGAAAAUACCUAAAAGUAACAUAUGGCUCGAACAAUCGAGAUUCAAGGUCACGUUUAUGCAGAAAAUAUCACGCAUGACUACAUCAUUAACAGUUGAAACUGAAACUCGAAACUGAAAGCCACGCCGACGAACAGACUUUUAGAAUCACGAGAGAUGCUGGGUUUACCUUUUUUGGUGAUAAGCUAAAACUUGGAGUGUAGGGAAUCAUCUGCCUGAUGAUUUUUUCACGCAAGUAACUUUGUUUCUCAGCAACUUAAGAGUGAAGUAAAUCCUGCAUCCACCCCUAGAGAUCUCAUAUGACAUGGAGUCGUCAGAAAACUAGUCUAUCUCUUUGGAUCAUAUCCAUUCAGAAACCUGCAAAUCUUGGAGAACAACUCUCCAUUAUGGAAAGCAGAGGUCUAUUGACAGCUGCCGAUCGUUCUUCUAGAUCCUGCCGAAGAGUUAUGGUCAUUCUUGUUGCUAUUGCAAUGGCAAUUUCUGCAAUUAUCGCGGCAGUGUUCAUUGGAAAAUACGUUUCGGAAUACCUUAGGGUUGAUAACAGGAAAGGUAAGUAUCAGAUGUCACUCAAUUUUUGCUAUUUAUUCAGAAGUCAAAGAUAAAAAAACAACAUAUCUGAACAAAAGAGAGAAGUUGGUCGAGAUUUCAGCACAUCGAUGUGUCAUUGUCGAUGUCCUCAGUAGUAGAAAGUAAUCAUCUCAUUUUCACGUAAAGCUAAAAGUUAGCGGACAAAAUUAAUCAAUCGAUAUAUGGACAAGACGAUAAAGUAAGUAUUCAGUGUGAUCGUGUAAAUGAUAAGCAUUAAAGAAGGAAACAUGUAGGAGUACUUUCGUCCGCGUUGUCCAAACCCCGCCAGAUUUAUUUUUCAAAUUCGAUAUCAAAAGCUUCGUAAAUUUAAAAAUACAAAUUCUACAAAAAAGUCGUAAAGCUGGCGUUUUUGUCCUCUCAUCAAUGUUAGGUUAAGAGCGAUAAGUUUUAAAUGUGCUUUGAAAAUCAAAGAGGCAAGCGAUCCGUUGACAGAACAUGCACGAGCACAUAAGUAGCUGCGAGGCUACUUAAGAGCAUCCCAGACUUAAGACUUAAGACUUAAGAGCAUUCUAGCGGAAAAUUUCAAUUGCAUAACGUUAUCUGCCUUUUUUAAUUACUCAGUGGGUACCCAGGGUGCGUCUCUUACAACAGUGAAGUAGGCUCCUGAAUACAACCAAAAGUUACAAAAUGGCCUAUAAUAAGCAGAUAACUAUUGUUCCAGUUAUUUUCUUUACACACAGUUUCAUCAGUUACCUUUAGAUUAGUAAUAAAUCAGUCCUUUUAUGGAGCCUUUUUUUUCUUAAAAUAAUAAACAGCACUGCACGAAAUGAAACUUGAACUAAAAACUUCUUUCAUGCUCCUACGCUUCUUAUCUGACAGCAGCAGGAGUUUAUAAAAGUAGGCAAAUAAGCUUGCUCAGAUACACAUGGUUAAUAAUAUGUCUAAUUUCGACUUCUAAUCAAAGAGUGAAGCAAAAGUGUGACAAAAGUGUUGUAAAUGCGUGACAAGAGUAUAAGAAUAAGAGUGCGUAUUUCAUGAUGGUGGUAACAGAUUAAGAACUAAAUCUACGUGAGUUCUUGUAAGUUUUGUAUACGAAUUUCGGUUUUUGAGUCCAUGCUGUUUUGAUGUAGGAGGCAGAAAUAGCAGCUAUAAUUUCACUUUAAUGGUGUCUUCAAUUGUAGGGUGUCACGAUGACAAAUGGCAAGUUUACUAGAAUAAUUUGCUUUUCCUUGUGUAGGCCAGAAAGGAGAUUUUGUUUUGAUAUUUUGUUUUCUUUAACUCUAGAUUGCACUGAAUUAUAAGUUCUUCGGACAACAAUCAGGCCAAAACGAUGUCAUAUUUCCUUCCAGGGUAAAAGUUAAAAUGAAUGUUUUCACGCUCUUGUGUUGUUCCUCUAUUAAGCUACCAUUUUCAACAUUACUCGUGUCCCCAGGCAUCGACGAGUGGAGCACUGGAAGCUAUGUAUGUGACAUAAAUGUGAACUGUACUAACACUGACGACUCUUAUAUCUGCGCCUGUAAGGAAGGAUACACUGGAGACGGGAAUUCAUGCCAAGGUAUAAUCAUUGCAUUUGACCUGGCAAAUAGCAGAAUGAAGUUUCCUACAAAUAAUAGAAAAACUCUUUCCAUUAAAACUUAGAAAUUUGAUGAUUUUCUCUCUGUCAAGUAACGUUUUGGCAAUUCAUUUUUGUUCACAGAUGUCAAUGAGUGUAGCGAUGGCAACCAUGUUUGCCAUGUUAAUUCGAACUGUAACAACACAAAUAGUUCUCAUAUUUGUACCUGCAAAGAAGGAUACGCUGGAGAUUGA